AUGGUAGCAAACCCUGCCCCUCCAUGCCACCCUCCUUCAUCCCAUCUGCCUGCCUUCCCUGACCUCUUUUCCCCCUCUGGUGAGGGGACGUCAGCAAAUAAAGAUGAGGGGGUACUGGUCUGUGGUUAGUGUAACCCUUAAAUUACUCACAUGCUCAUUAAACAUUAUUUGUGGUCCUUGAUUUACACACGUGAUUUCUCUUCUUCUGGAUGCCAUCCAGCCCAGCAAGCAAUGAGACUGACUCCAUGCCAACAGAUCAAUACUUAAAGGACCACUAUAGGCACCCAGACCACUUCAGCUUAAUGAAGUGGUCUGGGUGCCAGGUCCAGCUAGGAUUAACCCUUUUUUCUAUAAACAUAGCAGUGUCAGAGAAACUGCUAUGUUUAUAAUAGGGUUAAUCCAGCCUCUAGUGGCUGUCUCAUUGACAGCCGCUAGAGGGCUUCCACGCUUCUCACUGAGAUUUUCACAGUGAGAAGACAUCAGCGUCUAUAGGAAAGCAUUGUGAAUGCUUUCCUAUGGACUGGCUGACUGCGCGCGCAGCUCCUGCCGUACAUGCGCAUUCAGCCGAGGAGGAGGAGAGGAGGAGGAGAGUCCCCCGCCCGGCGCUGGAGAAAGAGGUAAGUUUAACCCUUUACACCCCCUAGAGCCUGGCCGGAGGGGGACCCUGAGGGUGGGGGCACCCUCAGGGCACUAUAGUGCCAGGAAAACAAGUAUGUUUUCCUGGCACUAUAGUGGUCCUUUAAUGAUCAUGUAAGUGAUGUAAUAAUUAUGUAAUGGGCACUUUAUUGUUUAAUUUAGUAGAUUAGUGGUUGGUAGGUUGAUUUAUUAAUUAUCAGUUUGUUGGGUAUAAGUAUUUAAAUGUUCAUUGGCAUGUUAGGCUUGACAAAGCUCGUUGUGUCAGCCAAAAUUAUAUGAGAUAAAUAUUAUACAUGUAUUUUGCAGUACAUUGAUAGGCACAUUUUUAUGAAUUUGGUUCACAUUUCAAGUUAGAAGAAGUAACAAAUAAAGGGAAAAGAACACACACACACAUAUAGUUAUAUAUUACCUUUAUUGAUCUUCAUUUAGUGGCUGUCCAUUAACCAUCAAUUAUCUUUUUUUUUACCAUCAAUCAUCUUUUGGGUUGUUCAUUCCACAUAUGGCUUGUGGCUAUUUGGAGUGACAGAAUUUGGGCAACUUACCAAUCAUCCAAAAUGUUGAGAAAUUGUGAUAUGUUUUAAAUCAAAUCCACAAAUCUAAAAUGUGUAUUCUUUUCUGUUACUCUUUUACUUUCAGCCAGUUAAAGUAGGCUGUCAGAUUUAAAUCAGAAAAGAAUCACCCAUGUUGUUAAUCGAACCUGGUUCAGCAACACUGCUUCCCUGUUCUUAUCUAUAUAGAGGUUCAAGAGACUUCCUAGUGCUUUCCAUUGAUCGCUAGUGUGUUCCUGCCCUCAUUCUUGCAGAGAUCAGUAGCCAUCCACCACUAGAAGCAUUUGCCUAGACAUGAGUUAUACGUACAUGAAAGGUGUCAAUCACUGCUUAGCAUUAAUACUUUUUUUUAACCUAAAAUGAAUGGUAUGAAAAUAGUAGAUGGAUUAAAAAGAAAAGAGAAUAACAGGUAAUAUAGAGAAUAUAAAACUGAAAAAUAAAAAAUAAAGAAACAAAUAUAAAUUUGUUAUAUAUAUAUAUAUAUAUAUAUAAAUAUCAAAGGAAUGAUUUUAAUCGAGUGAUUGUUAUACUCGGUUACUUAAUGCAUAUUUGCUAUCCUGCUUAUUGUCUGCUGUUCAUAUUGAUACUUUUAAUUUGUUAAAAUAUUUACUGGGUAUGUUUUAUGUUUUUUUGUUUACUUACCUUUGUAUUAUUUUCAAACGACAGAUGCAAAAAAGGGGAGCAAAUCGCCUCGCAGGGUGUAAACCAUUUUUAUAAAAAUUAAAUUCUAAUAAAAUCACUAAACAUAAGUACACUACACAGCAAAUAUUAUUAUGUUAUUAUUUAUAUAGCGCCAACAAAUUCCGCAGCGCUUUACAAUGGGUGGACGAACAAACAUGUAGUUGUAACCAGACAAGUUGGACACACAGGAACAGAGGGGUUGAGGUUCCUUCUCAAUGAGCUUACAUGCUAGAGGGAGUGGGGUAAAGUGACACAAAAGGUAAGGAUUGUAUUAGACUAAUGACAGUUGCAAGAGAGGAAUCAGUCGGGAGCUAUUAACAGUUUAAAUGAUACGCUUUUAUGAAGAAGUGGGUUUUUGAUUAUUUUUUGAAGGAGUGGAGACUGGGUGAGCAUCUAACAAAGGAGGGAAGCGAGUUCCACAGGAACGGUGCAGCCCUCAAGUCUUGAAGGCGAGCAUCAGAGGUGGUAGUACGGACAGAAGAUACACGUAAUAAAAAAUAAAUAAAAAAAUAGCUAAAAAAAACAAAGCAAAACUGGAAAGUAGGGGAUGGGGGGAGAAAGAAGAACAUAUCUAAGACACCAUGCCUAUUAGAUAUAUAUCAAUUAUACAGUUUCACAUUAACUGUGUUUGUUUGUGGCAUUGUUCCAAAAAAAAAAUGUCAUGUAAGUUUUAUGAGUGACAAUGGUUAUCUCAAGAAGGUAAAAAAGUGAUAGAACUUUUACAAUAUAGAUUAUAGGUGUGAUAUAAUUUGUCGCAUAUUCAAAAAGAAUUUGUAUUGAAUUUCAAAUUUAGGGGCAAAGUAGAUGAACUGGACAAAUUAUCCAAGUCUAUUAGGUUUCCUGUCUACGUUAGCUUUUUGGCAGCAUACAAAAAUUUAGCCUGUGGAUGGUUUCAGUGUAAAUAUUGACAUAAAUCAAAUACUGCAUGGUGCUAUUCUAUUUAUAUUAGUGCUGCUGGGAACUUCAAUGGAAGUUGUAUGAAAACCAAAUUGUUGGUGCAAGCAUUAACCUCCUUCAUGUUUCCAUGAAAGUACUGUGUAUGUUUAUGGUGAUUUGAGAGCUUAAUUGAUGUUUAAUAGCAAUAUUUUAUGAGGUUAUAAUAUAUAUUUUGUACUAUUAUCAUACCCCAAAGUUCUGUUUGUACUUUACUAGAAGAUGUAAACGAAUAAGAAACUGUGGUUUAACAUCAUGAUCUGCAAGCUUGUUGAAAUAGAGUGAGCUAUAAUAGCAAUGCUAUGUCAUUUUCAGUAGAAAUGGUACGUGAGCUUUAGUAUAAUCCUUAGACAUUGUGCUAUGUGAGCUUCAAUCAUUUUGAGGUAUGACUCUCAAGAAAAGACAAAAUUAACCUUUAUAAGUGGAAUGUUUUAAUACAAAUACUAUCUGAGUACCAAAUACUAUACAAGUUUCAUGUUUUCAAUGUGUUAUGCCUUUGGGCAGUGCUAAACAAAUAUAUAUAUAUUUUGCUAGAAUGAUAUUUAGCAUUAUUACUAGAUCACAGGUGUCUAUAACCUUAACUUGAGUCUUAAAUGUUGUAAAAAAGUUGUAAUUGUUUAUGGGUAUAAAUAAGCCAUGUUUAACCAUCAACAGUUCAUAAGUAGUUUUAGAAAAGUGCUUAACUGCAGUAAUUGAGAAGGACCGGCGUGGCCAAUAAAUCCCUAUUUUUGGAAGUAGUAGGAACUACUAGAAACUGCUUCAUUAAAAUGUCAGACUCUCUUAACAGCUUAUAGGAAAGCUAUUUAAUUGAGAGAAAUAUAAAUCAUAUUACAAGCAGCAUGCUGUUCUGUGUAUGUAGACCAUAAAAAAUUAAUGAAAAGUUGUAAGUCAAACAUCAGUUAUUCUUUUUUACUUAUCCUUUAAUGUGCUAACUGAUUGGUUCUUAUUAAGCAUUCAUACUUUCCAUUUCAGUUUUAAUUAGAAACAUAUGUUUAACAGCAUGCCAUGUUUUUCCCUUAAAGAAGGAAAGAGUGACUCAAAAAGAUGGACACUGUAGCAUAGAGAGGGAUAGCAACACAAAGUGACAAGGCGUGAGUGGCACUAAGAAAGUGAUUGUAACGGCCUGUGGGUACUCCGGCUGAGUAAUUUGUUACUACUUGGCUUCCUAUGCUAUUUACGGAACAUCCGAUAUCACCUUGCUGAGUCUAAGUAUUAGGUACCAUUAAAAGAGUUAAGAUGUCGAUCGUAAAGUAAUCUGAGCAGCAUUUGGAGGUAAAAUAUAGUGAGUGAUUCUAGCAGUGAUUAUAGCCUUUACUACACACCAUGAGUCGAGACUACAUGUAGUUGAAAACAGAACUUACUUUAUGACAGCUGUGCAGAGCUAAUUAUAACCACAGAGGGUAAUUUGCAUACAAUAGGGUAAUUAACAGUACGCACAGUUCCUCUUCCCAUAAGUCCUUGUGUUUCUUGCUAUAAACAACUCUCAGCCGCACCAAACAAACACAUACUCAGCUCCAUUUUGUCCAUAUAAAUCUAACAACCUGUAACAAUAAAUGCCCCUUGUAAAAUUACGAGCCAAGCAGAAGCCCCCACCCUGCAACCCUGGGUCCAUGACAAGAAUUAGGUAGAAUGGGCAGAAAGAGAGACAAAAGACAAUGAGAGAGACAGCAGUGGUAACUGAUGAUGCGAGAGUUGAGAAAGAGAGAGAGACACAGAUAUUUGUAUUAGCACAAAGUGCUAUUUAGGCUCAUGACAUGUGCAUAGUUGUCUCUUGGCAUAUGCCAUAAAUUAUACCUGAACUUACCCCUUUCCCAGAAAGACACGGACACUAAAUUAAAGUGGGUUAAUGUCAUGGCUUUAGUAAAUUAUAAAUAUAUUUAACACAAUGAGUCAUUGUCAGAGCUAUCUCUUUACCUAUCCAAUUAAACACAUCCAAACCUACAAAAGCAUUAUACCCAUUGACAAUGACCCAUGACAUAACUUCAAAUGGCAGUAUCAUAAUGACAUAAUACAACACACACAAGCACAACAGGCAACAAUAAUAUAACAGAUUUAACAUUGUAGGGGCAAGUUGAAAGCCACCAACGGGCUACAGCCUACCAAAUAUCAAAUCCAAGCAAGUGAAUAUUGGUACCGAACUUCCAAGAUCCCAGUUACCAACCCUACCUACCCCCAAUAUUUCUUCAUCUCCCGCUAAGACUGGCAGAGAACAGAAAUGACAAACCCACACAAAACCCAUAAAAGAGGAGAGGGAGGGUGGUACAACAAAAAGUAAGUCAGGAUUAGUUAAAAUGGCCCCUACACAAAAAUGUCCAGUAUUAAUAUUCCUGUGCACCCUACCCCCUACCUAUUCCAAUCCAAUCAAAUACUAUUCCCCUGUAUGCCCGCCGCCUAGCAUGUUUAUGAUCCACAUAAUAUGUGCUGUAUAUUUAACCCAGGUUCUGUUAAAAACUGCUGCAUACCUACUUCCAAAAUACUUAUAAUAUUGCUGCUGUUGCUACAUCUCCAACAGCAGCUAAUAUUAUACGUUAAUUUUAUUGAUUUAAAGGAACACUCCACAGACUGCUGUAAUGAUCAUGGUACCAUCACAGUGUAAUUUGUUAAAAAAUUUUAGAAUUGCUUGACAACUUACCUGAGUUCCACUGGGCACCAGUGCAGCAUCCAGUCUUCUAUUUCAUAAUAAGCCAAAUAACUCUAAAAUGGAAAGCAUGGUCAAUACAGGACCACACUCAAUGGGUGAAAGCACUUAACUGAUGCUCCCAGUGAAUGAGCGUGGCAUUGCUUUGCUUUGCUUACAUCUGUAGAGUUAAUGUAGAAGAAUCCUGGAAGCAGGGGCUGCAGGUAAAACCAUAAUAACUUGUCAAACCACUAAAAUUAUUGACAAAUUACAUUGAGGUGGCAAAGGGCAUUCUUGGCACCAUAACCACUACAUUGGGAUGUUGAGCUUAUGGUGCUUGGAGAGUUCUUUAGCAUUUCUCUAAUGUCACUAGUCAUUUGUGAAACUUGAGUCAUGUUGAUAUUUUGGCUCACAACAGAGGCAUUAUUUGUUUGUGUUUUAAACACCUUAAAAUACAUUGAGAGAUACCUUAGAUGCAUAUGUUGUGACAUAUUGGCCACUUAUCAGUUCUUUUUCCAAUUUUGUCCAAAGUAAAAGUUACUAUAAUUUUGAAUAAUUGGAUUUAAGUCUGAACACCACAGUGUCUUGUAUUAUGAACAAACAUAUUGCUCUCUUGACAACAUUCAGCCAGAGCUGAAAUGUAUUAUUCAAUACAUAAUAAGGCAAAAAGGAUAGAAGGAAACAUUAUUUAUGGUAGUUGAGCUGAAUUCUUUAAUUUAAUCUAUCUAUUCAUUCUACUACUAGAAAAAAAAAAAGAUUGAAUAACGGAAAAUGGGAAACUUCUAAAGUUUAUUGUUUACAUCUCUAAUUUAUUACAGUGAUUAAUAUCUGAUUUUAGAAUUCUUGAAUUUAAGAAAAAAUAAAGUCUUUUAGAAGUUUUAUUUUAUUUUUAUUUUCUUCUAACAGGCAGGUCGGCUAAUUUAACCUGCAGAGCUUUUUUUGGCUAUGGCGGAGAUGCCAGUCCUGUGAUUUACUGGAUGAAGGGUGAAAAAUUUAUUGAAGAUCUCGAUGAAAAGAGGGUCAGAGAAAGUGAUACAAGGUAACUUUUUUUUUAAGUGUUGAUAUAUUUUGCAGAAAGGAAUGAUUAAAAGCAAAUUCAUCAUCCUGAUGAAAGUCUGUGAUACAGACUGAAACGUUGAUUUUUAUUUUGAGCUAAUAAAAGCUAAGUUUUAUUCAUUCAACUUGGAAGUCCCUGGAGUGCUAUCUUGUACUUUUGGCUGUAUCUGUUUGCUGAUAAGCACCGGACAAGUACAUCAAGGAAGGUGGAGUGCAUUACUAUUUUUGUUUUAUAUAUAUAUAUAUAUAUAUAUAUAUAGUUGGUGGGUCAAAAAGCAAGUGGUCCAUAAUUUCUUAACUUGCAUUAUCGUGCCAAAACAAUGCUUAACAACAUGCAGACAGAACGGUGAGGCUGUUCAUAAGCUUAUAUUUUUUACUGUUUCUCAUGGAAAUUAUUCAUUCUAGGAAUCCCAAAUCAUGAUCCCACAACUAUUCUAAGAAAGUAGACUGUUCAGAAUUAACUGUAAUAUAUGUUUUAAAGCAUUUGGGUUAUUUCUUAUUUUUAAGCAGAAAGAUGAGUUUUGGUUGUUUCACACACUGGCAUGAAAUUCACCCACAAGCUUAGUCACCAUGAAGUAUACCACAACAUAUUAAUUUAACCACAUAUUAUUAAAGCUCUCUAUUGUUUAAUAAAAACAUUUAUAAGUGGAUGUUAAAAAAAGAUACUUAAGGUGUCUCUCAAUUAUGAGCCCUCUAUCUUGACCCCCUCUCAACAUUUUGGCAAGCUAUGCUUUCCUUCGAAAAGGAGAACUUUAAAGUCGUUAGGCCCUGCUCGCAGCAAACAUACCCUCCAUGACGACAACCAAGGCAGUCUUCCUGCACCAGUCCACCCAUCUGAGUCAUGGAUUGUCAGGCAUAUCCAUUAUAUAAAUAAUAAAAUAAUUUAUUUAUGUUAAACAAACUAUAAACAUCUGUAAUGAAAUUUUAUAUAUAUAUAUGUGUAUAUACAUAUAUAUAUAUAUAUAUAUAUAUAUAUAUAUAUAUAUAAAACAUUUCAUUCUAAAUGAAUUUUGAUAUUAUUCUAUAUAUAAUUAUAUUAAAUGUAUUUUAUGUAUUAUAUAUAUAUUUAUUAUGUUUUCAUUAUUUAUUGAGGGGCUUUCCUCCUGAACCAGGCUGAAAUACCAGAUAAUUUAAUUUGCAACCCUACAUUUGACCCUAUAACUUUCCAAAACCCCAUAAAACUUGAACAUAGGAGGUUGUACUCAUGAUACAUCACUGUACACAAUUAUGAGUAUUUAAGAGCAGUAAAAUGUAUGUAUGAUGAUAUGUUCAGUGAAAGUGCAGUUUGUGUGUGGAAAAUGCAAACACUAAUGUAAAUGCUAAUUUUAGCCAGGGUUUGUGGCUACUAAAAAGACUGGAUAUACCCCAUUUUGAAUACCCUGGGUUGUCUACCUUUUUCAAAUGGUAUGCCAAGUUGGGGGUAAUUCUCAUUCCUGGGCUGCCAUAUGGUCUCAAAGACAAUAUAUGCACAGCAAGUCAGUCUGGCAAACUGAAAUGGGCAAGCCCUAUAGCUGACCCUGUAACUUUCCAAAAUCCCAUAGAGCUUUUACAUGGGUGAACACGGAUAUGAGUGUCUUAGAGCAGUAAAAUGUAUAAUGACAAUGAUAUAAUCGGUGAAAGGACAGUAGUUUUUAUGAAAAAUGCAAAAAACAAAUAUGGACACUUACUUUGGCCAGGGUUUGUGACUAAGUUUCUACUUUAAAUAGACACUGUAGUCACCAGAACAACUACAGCUUAUUGAAUUUGUUCUGGUGAAUACAAUAAUUACCUUCAGGCUUUUUGCUGAAAACACUGUCUUUUCAGAGAAAAUGCACUGAUACAUUACAGCCUAGUGAUUACUUCACAGGCCACUCCUCAGAUGGUUGUUAGAGAUCCUUUCUGGGUCAUGGCUGCCUAAAAUGGAUGCAAACAUUCAGUGUCUCCUCCCUCUGUAUGCAGACACUGAACUUUACUCAUAGAGAUUCAUUGAUUCAAUUCAUCCCUAUGAGGAGAUGCUGAUUGGCCAGGCCUGUUUGAAUCAUGCUGGCUCUGCCCCUGAUCUGCCUCUUUGUCAGUCUCAGCCAAUCCUAUGGGGAAACACUGUGAUUGGAUCAGACUACCACUUCUGAUGAUAUCAGCAGACUGCUUGGUUUUCUGAGACAAACAGCAUGCAUAGUUACAGCUUUAGGUUUGAAUACAGUAAGAUUUUGCUAUAUUUAUGGAGGCAUGAGAGGCCCUGGGGGGCUAUAUGGUGGUUUUAACACUAUAGGGUCAGGGAUACAUGUUUGUGUUCCUGACCCUAUAGUGAGCCUUUAAUAAGACUGGAAAUACCCCUUUUGAAUACCCUGGUUGUCUACUUUUGCAAAUGGUAUGCCAUGAUGUGGGUAAUUUUCAUUCAUGGGCUGCUAUACGGUCUCAAAGGCAGCAUUGGCCCAGAAAACAAAUCUGGCAAAUUUCAAUGUGUAAAAUCUCAAACAGGCAAGCUCUUUAUUUGACCCUGUAACUUUCCAAAAUACAAUGAUGCACCAAAUGUUCAUGCGGGGCAUCAUUGUACUCAUGGGACAUCACAUCAUGUAAAUGUGUGAGUUUUAUUGUAGCAAAUGCUAACAGUAUUAACACAUUGACAGUUAAAAGGCCAUGCAGAAUGUUGAAAAUAAUACCAUUUCUUAAUUUCUCAUACUUCUUUUGAUUUUUUUCAUAUUAAAUUAUGUUUCAAAUACAAAUAUGUGAUGUAAAAUGAAAGCCAUAUUUCUCCUGAACAAAAUGAUAUAUAAUAAAUAAGUGUGGGUUAAAUUGUGGUUGAACAGACAAAUACUGUAGCUCAAAUUCUAGGUUUUGUUUUCUUUUUAUUAUGGCCAGAACUUGCACAGUUGACUCCGUCCUUAUAGGGCUGGAAUACAUCUGAAAAAGACAUUGACAAAAGAAUGCAAAGUAUAACAUAUUGUGUCACUCAUCAGUUUGGAGUGUUAUGUUUUUACAAUGUAAGUAAAGAACUUAUUUCCCUAUUGUUUUAAGUGGUUUCGAAGAGGUUAUUGUGAUGGUCAAAUUUGUAGAGAAUGGUAUACUUUGCCGCUUACAGUAACAAAAUACAUGUUUUGUUCUCUUUCAAGAAUACUUAGGAAACAUCUCGGAGAGCAAGAGGUCUCCAUUUCAUUAAUAUUUGAUUCAGUUGAAGAUGCCGACUUAGGCAACUAUUCCUGUUAUGUGGAGAAUGGGAAUGGACGAAGACACGCCAGUGUUUUACUACAUAAAAGAGGCAAGUAUUUCUUGAUUUUAACAAUCUUUUUUAAAAAAUAUGGUGUACACAAGUACAUUUUCAUAGAGUGACAACUAGGUAACAAUGAACUGGUUGAGUGCUUUAAACUUAGUAACGCCGAACAGUUUGAGUGUUUUCUGAAAACAAUGCGUGUUUUUAUGGCUUUCAAGUUUAAUGCAGAAAUAUGUUCUCAAAAAGCCUUUAAAAGUGGUUAUUUGUGUAGUAGUUUACUGCACAGUUUGAGUGUUGACUAUUUUCUGAUGAUUUCUCACUAGACCGUUCAAAUUUAGAAAACAGCUGCAAAUAUCAAAAACAGGUACCAGCUGGUUCCCAGUUUUCACUCUCAGAAGUUGCCUAAAACAUUAGCAUCUGUCAGAUUCUUUACUUUUUAUAUCGAUGUGUUGGAUUCAUUCAGGGCUUGUUUAGUAUUUUCUAUCUGUAACAGGUGCCAACAAUUAUGCAUUGAUCAUUUCAUAUGAGGCUAUAUAAUUGUUAUCCAGGGGAAAGCGUUUUCAUUAUUAUAAAAUAGUUGUGAUAACGGAUACUUAGAAUCUGUGAUUUAAAUAGAAUAUUCUGCCUAAAAGCUCAUUGUUGAUGACUGAAUGAAUACAGAUUUUUAAAUGUCUCUAAAAUGAGCUCAAACCUCCCCCUUAGUUGCAUUUUUUUGGUAAGAAACAGUAUUAGAGAGUCCAAUCGCAUUGAACAAUCAAAUUCAAAAUUUAUAAAAUGUGCAGUUACCAUUAAAUAAAUUAAGCCCUCCUAGGGCUGGUGUCUUUUUCUUAGUGUUUGCGUUAGCCCUUUUAAAAAUGUAUUUUGGUUUGCAUUUUCCCUCUCCUGGUAUUUACUUUUCUUUAUAUUUUUAUUUUUUAUUUUAUUACAAAUUGUAUCUUACUUUAUUACAUGCAUGCUUCUUACAUUAUUACAUACAGUCGUCUCCAUAACAAUUCAAUGCCAGCACCUGGUCAAUCCAGCUGGUACUGCAAGACAGUUUAAAGCAGUAAUAAUCCAAAUUUCAUUAACUCUUUUUUCUGCUAGUAACAGUGUCAACGUUCGAAAGUUAAAGUAUUCAAAUUUAGUCUAAACUACGAAUUAAGUAUUCAUGUUGCGAUGUACAGCUCAACAGGCUAAUAUUGAAGGUUAAAGCCAAAAAUUUGGAGCCUUUGAGGGGGUUUUCAUCAUAUGUAACACAGGAAAAUAAACUUUUGCUGUCUGGAUGAAAUGUUAAAGGAACACUCCAAGAAACAUAACCACUAUAGUACGCUCUCUGGUUGAUGUAGUGUAGGAGCCAUGAAGUCAAAAUAUUUUGAAAAUAGGUUGAUUACUUUUAGUGUGGGUGUGCAAGAUGCUGUAGUUGUUAUGGUGCUUAGAGUGUUCCUUUAACUGAUGAUGGAUGCCAUGUAGCAUUAGGAUAGAAUUGGAGUCUAAUAUAUAUAUUUAUUUUAUGUUAUUUGGGUGCUUGGGGAAACACAGCACUUGUUGGAUGCUGCAUGUUCACUUUAAAUAAAAAAACAUAUUUCUCAGAAAUAUAGGUCUACAGCUCUGAAAAGAAAAUUGUCCAGGACCUACAUUUAAGAAGGGAAGAGGGAACAGUAUAGGUCCAGAAUCACAUUUUAGAAAGGCUCAGAGAGUCCCAAGCGACAUAAAACAAGAUAAAGAAAAGGUUGCUCAAAUCUAUUGAAUGUCUAUUCUGAGUCAAAUUGAAAAAGGACUCUGUUUUAUUGUAUUUAAUAAUAUAUCUGAUAUCUUUAGUUGGCUAUGAUAGAUUAAAUAAUAAGAUAUUUAACAUUCUUAAUUUUGUAAAUCAUUUUGUAUCAGGGUUCUAAGCAAAAUUUUGCUAAUAUCUAAGUAAAAUAGCUUUUCUGUUUUAGGGAGAAACCCAAUAUUUAGUCACUUAUAUGAUGUAUAUAUUCCAUAAUAUAAUUUAUGCAUACGUUGUGUAAGAAUGAACAAUUUAGAAUUUAAGAAACUUUGAAAAUGAGGUCCAGUUCUUUUCUUGAGUCAAGUAACACAAAUAUUAUUAUGUUUCUGAACAGACCAAUCUAAAAAGCAACAGGGGUGUUAGAAAUAAAACUAAAAUAAACUGAACAAUCUAAGUUUCUUUAAGGAAUGGAACAUUUAUUUUCUUAGUUCAGUAAAAAGAAACAGACAGCUCAGAAAAACUUCAGUUUCGGAAAGAAUCAACAAAAAUAAUACAUUUUAAUAUUUUUACUAUGUUAUCGCUUCUAAACCACGUUGUAAAUUGCUUUUUCAAUAUACUUCAAUUAUUUUAGCUGCUAACCACUUCCUAGUAUAAACCUUAACACACUUCACAAUUAAAUCAAACCAACAAAAUUGUAGUGUAGCGCUAAAAAAAAUCCAUCAAUACAUAUAUCAAUCCUUUAUUGAUUUUUAAGUGCUAUACUACAAUUUUGGUGGUUUAAUUUUCCCAAUUUAACUUAAUCAUCCUUGAAAUACCCCUCUUUAGCCUUUCAAUCAAAUAAAUCAUUUUUACAACAUAUCAGAGUGCUCUUCUAAUCUUCAAAUAAUUACAUUUUAUUUUAAUUUUUUUAGCGUAAUAAUGGAUAAAUAUGUAGAUCUAGAGCUUUAUUAAAAUUACAAUGUUUUCCUGACAUAUGAUUCCAUCUCUGAGAGAAUACGUGGACAUGAAAACAAUCUGUGUGCAUUAGAUCCACAUGUUAUAGAGCUGUAGAACAAUACAAAUUAUGUGUUGUAGGACCAUAAAAUUAAAUCAUAUAUUUAGUGAAUAUUUAUAUCUUGUUCUUCUCUAGUCCUGUUCAUGUCUUUUUCAUUCCCCCAAUUACUGUCAUUUGGAACCACCUACACUAUUCCCAAACAUUUACACAGUGACGUUUGAUGGCUGUGGCAUGGUACCAGAGCAACCAGAUGCCAGGGGCAGCAUGAAAGGACUAUUGCUGGACUCUCUCAUUUGUGUGGAUUCUGGAACUUUACAAUAAAGCUUCACAUAGUUUAAAUAGGACAUCUUUUAUACCCUAAUGUUCAUAUAGCACCUUGCACAUAACAAUUCCAAACUAUAUAGUAAACUAUGUAGUAUGUAUGAGUCAUGUGAAGUAUCUGUCUAUUAGUGUAGCUGCAGUAAACAUAAUAGCCAUGUGCUCAGAAAACUGGAUUAAAAUAACCUUUGCCACUUAACUGCCAUAUUUGCUGCUGUCAAUCUUCACUUUUAUGCUUAGUUUUUGUCUCUCCUUACCCAAAUCUCCAAUAAUAGAUGUAGGUAUAUCAGGUUUAAAAAUAAACCAUAAAAUAUAUUCUUUUAAAGUGUCCAGAAAUAGAAGGAUUAUACUCAAAGGACCAUCAGCAGCCACAAGUAAUGAAACUCACAAUUCCAAUUUCCCCAGCUCAGUGCUGCAUACCUAGGAAUGCAUUCAAACCUUUAUAUUGAAGCAAGAUUCAGGAUGUGAGCACUACCUUUAAAUUCAGGGAUCAGAAUAACAGUAUAGAUGGAAGUAAAAUGCAUCUGUAUUCUGUGCCAUAUAGAACAAUAGGAUCCACAUGGAGUGACGACAACAUUUUUCAGUGUUAAGUUAAACAUUGAUGCACUGUGUCUUGGAUCUUAAACUUUGAAAUCUCCAACCAUGAACCAUGCUUUCCUUUAAACUCUUUCCUGUCAUGUGUCUUUUUUAGGUUAAACCUUUGAGCUCUGGCUUUAUAUUAUAUAAGAUAAAUGAUAAAUCUGCUGAAGAAAUCCAUUUUUCUUUUCUUAGACUACCAUAGCUCAAGUGCUAUGAUCGCAGGUUGCAAUAUGGAUGUAAGUGAUUCCACUAACUGAAUUGUUAUGUCUUAAUCUUUCUUUUUAGAAAGUGUUCAGUAAACCAAAAUUUCUACUCCAUCCACCCAUAAUUUAGGACAUUUGUUGCAUCUAUCAGAAAAUGUAAACUGUCAAAAUCCAAAAGUAAAGAGUGGAUUAAAGGUUUUGGUUGGAGUUUUUCAAUAAAAGUUGAAUUGACAUCAAAUUGACAUUUCAUCCACUCAAAUUGCAAACCUUUAAUUGAAAAGCCAGCAUCAUUGUUUUUACAUGUGCACAGUGUUGCCUAUAAUUGCAGGGAUGCUAAAGGGAUAUGUGCAAAUCUCACCCUCACUUGCCCUUUUACCCUUCAAGCCUAUGCAAAAAGGCCAUUAAAUUAUAUUUUAUCCAUAGCUUCUACAAGAAAUUGUCCAAGGAAGAUUACAGCUAGAAUGGGGAUGAAAUUGAGUAAUAUGUAAAUUUGUCCUAUGUAAAAGGUUUUCAAGCACACAGAACUGUCCUGGAUACUAACAAGCAAUCGUACCAACUUAAAGUGAAUGGUCCAUUUUACUAUGGAAUCGGUAAUGUGUAAAUAUUGAGUUUGUUUUGAAUUUAUGUGAAAGUGAACUUUCCCAUGCUUCCAUAGAACAUCAGCUGUCAUUCUGAGCAAUAAAUAAGUUUGAAACGUCAGAUCUAAUGAUCCCACACCUGCCCCCCUCUGUCAGUCCUUACACUGGCUUUCCAUAAAAUAUAGGGCUCAAUUUAAGAUCCUGUUACUUGCUUACAAAUCUCUACGCAAUGCUGCUCCGACCUACCUAUCCUUACUAAUACACAAAUAUGUCCCAUCUAGACCCUACGCUCUGUCGAUGUCUUACGUCUAACCUCUGUUUGUACUCCUACCUAUGAUGCACACCUUAAAGACUUCUCUAGGGCUGCACCAUAUGGAACGCCCUUCCCCUCUCUGUUAGACUUUCAUCCAGUCUCCACUCGUUCAAAAAAUCUUUGAAAACGUACUUCUCCAGAAAAGCAUAUCAAUUAAACUGUCAACAACUUUCCCUCUGCGCACCCUGAUUCCUCUCCUGCAACUGUCAUCAAAACAAAACACUAAACACUCAAUAAAUACUAUCCUGGCAACCUACCUUUCUACUCUACCCUUACCUUUUGUGUCACUUGUCCCCACUCCUUCUAGCAUGUAAGCUCGUUGAGCAGGGUCCUCAAUCCUUCUCUUCCUGUUUGUCCAACUCGUCUGGUUACAAAUACGUGUCUGUUAGUCCACCUAUUGUACAGCACUGUGGAAUUUGUUGGGGCUUUAUAAAUAAUAAUAAUAAUGACAAAGUUCAAAAGUCCCUACUAGAGCAGUUAGCCAUAGGUGAAAUAGAGAUUAUUGUUAAUACAAUAAUUGUAAAAAACAACCCAAAACGUUUCAUAUAAAUAUAAUAGUAUGGAAAUAAAAUUAAUAAAUUGGAAAAUGAGGUAGAAUCAGGACAGAUGAUGGCAAACGAGGUGCUUAAUUGACAUAGCAGUUGCCAAAGCAAUAAACCAUGUCAGAACAUGACAUGGUGGGUAAGAUGAUCAGCCAAUAAGCAUUUUACCUGAUUUGAUAAAGCUAUAGUGCUAUUAGCUUGAGUAUAAAAUGUGUAAGGAGCAAAACUGUUGAUACAGGCCAAUAUAAAUGCAACCACAAUCAAAUAGCAAACCCUAUUAUUGACUCAAGUUGUGCAAUUUCCUUUGUUGAAUUAUAUUUGGUCACAAGAAAAGUGACCUUACUAGGCAUUAUUGCUUCUCAUAUUGUCAUUUAUAAUGAACAUUUUGAGCACUUUCGUGAUGAGAGCUAUUUCCUUGAGUUGACAAAUUAACAAUGACAGCUGCAAAUACUAUAUAAUUUCAUCAUAUCGUAUUGCAGGAAAGAGUUACUCCGAGUUGGAUAUUUUUCUACAUUUUGCCAUGGAAACAAUCUUUAUUUUUAGUUAUACUUCUGCACACUUCCACUGUAUUUUCACUGUUCUGACAAUUAAUUUGAUAAGCCAACAAUUAUUCUGAGUCAGAUGAGUGAAAUUAUAUUAAUUGACAGAAGCAGAAAGAAAAAUAUAAAAAGCAGACAUAUUUACAAUGUUUUAUUUAAAGUAAAAUAUAAGAUUACAUUUUAAGAGCAUGAUAUAUUUCAACAACUGGUUCUGUUUUACAGAACAUAUGCCCUUCCAAACGUCUAUUUAAUUUUAUAGAACUUACCUUAUUUUAUUUUUAAUUUAAGUAUUAUGUAACUGGCAGCCCACCUGCAUUUAAACAUUGCAUAUCUUGGUGACAUCACAGUUUGGUUCCCCAAAAUCUCUUUGCCUGUAUUGAUUCUACUGCAUAUUUCUCAAUAGCAACCCACUAUAUAAACAAUAAUUUAUUCUCAUUAAAUAAGCCAGGUUUUCCAUUUUGCAUUAGGAUCCUUAACUGCUUAAGGACGGCGGGCGUGCUAUGCCGUACUUGGGGACCCGGCUCUAACCACCUACGGGCGGCAUAAUACGUGCCCGCCAUCCAGGGGACUUACCUGCUCGCUGGCGAUCCCCAGCCAUCCAUAGCAGUGCCAGCAGGGGGACUGCCUGGAAUGACAAGUAGUCCCCCUGCUGCCUGUAAUCAAGCCCAAUAAAGGUUAAAAACAGUGUAAAAUAAAAUAAUAUAUACUAAGAUCAUCAAAUCUUGUGUAAGAGCCUCCUUCCCUCAGAUAGGGAUGGGUUGUGGAUGAGUAUUCCAGCAUGACAAUGACCCAAAACACACAGCCAAGACAACAAAGGAGUGGUUCAAGAAACAGCACAUUAAGGUCCUGGAGUGGCCUAGCAGGUGUCCAGAUCUUAAUCCCAUAGAAAAUGUGUGGAGGGAGCUGAAGGUUCAAGUUACCAAACUGCAGCCUCGAAACCUUAAUGACAUGGAGAUUCUCUGCAAAGAGGAGUGGGACAAAAUCCCUCCUGAGAUGUGUGCAAACCUGGUGGCCAACUUCAAGAAACAUCUGACCUUUGUGUUUGCUAACAAGGGUUUUGCCACCAAGAAAUAAGUCAAAGGGGGUCAAAUAUUUAUUUCAAUCAUUGACAUGCAAAUCAAUUUAUAACUUUUUUGACAUGUGUUUUUCUGAAUUAUUAUUUUUUUGUUAUUCUGUCUCGCACUGAUAAAAUACACCUACCAUUAAAAUUAUAGAAUGAUCAUUUUCUUUGUCAGUGGGCAAACAUUCAAAAUCAGCAGGGAAAAUAAAUACAUAUAUAUAAAUACAAUAAAAAUAAAAAUUUUAAAAAUAGAAAAUAAAAAUUGUAUAUAUAUAUAUAUAUAUAUAUAUAUAUAUGUGUGUGUCUAAUUUCAUAUAUAAUACACUUAGAAUGAAAUAAUAUAUAUAUAUAUAUACAUAAAUAUAUAUGUAUAUAUCACUGUAUAUACAGUAUAUACCUAUAUAAAUAAAUAUAAUUUAAAUAUAAUAUAUAAUAAUAUUUUUACAUAAUUAAGUCAUUUUAUUAAUUAAUUUGAUUAAUUUAAUUUGCUAGCACUAUAUUUAACCUUGUAACUUUUCCAAGACACCAUAAAACAUGUACAUGGGGGUACUGUUUUACUCAGGAGACUACUGUAUUACUGUAUUACAACGAUGAUAUCAUCAGUAAAAAUGAAGUUUUUUUGCCAUUGUCACACACAAACGGCACUUACACUGACAAUAUAAUUGUUGUGAUAUGUUUUACGGUUUUGAAACACUAAUAUUUCUAUUCAGCGAAGUCUCCUGAGUAUAAUAGUACCCCUCAUGUACAGGUGUGAGGGUGUUUUCAAAAGCUACAGAGUCAAAUAUAAGGCUUGUGUUUCAGUUUUUUCACAUUGAAAUUCGCCAGAUUGGUUAGGUUGCAUCUGAGACGGUAUGGUAGCCCAGGAAUGAGAAUAACACCCCAUGUUAGCAUACCAUUUGCAAAAGUAGACAACUCAAGGUAUUGCAAAGGGGUAUGUACAGUCUUUUUUUAGUAGCCACUUAGUAGCAGUCACAAACACUGGCCAAAAUUGGCGUUCAAAUUGUUUUUUUUGCAUUUUUCACACACAAACAAAUAUUAACGCUAACUUUGGCCAGUGUUUGUGAACCUUGAAUUGUCUGCUUUUGCAAACCAUUUGUUCUCAAAGGCAACAUAACCAGUCUGGCAAAUUUCAAUGUGUAUAAAUUGAAAAAUGCAAUGUGCUAUUUUUCACACUGUAACUUUUCAAAAAACCAUAAAACCUUUACUUUGGGGGAACUGUUUUACUCGUAAGACAUCACUGAAUACAAAUAUGUGUGCUUUAUUGCAGUAACAUUCACAGUUAAAUUGCUGUGCAGAACUAAAAAAAUAGCAUUUCUUAAUUUCUCAAUUUUUUUUAUAUUUUAUUCAUAUUAAAUUAUGUUAUAUAUACAAAUAUUUGAAGUGACAUGAAAGCCCCGUUUCUCCUGAACAAACUAAUUUAUGAUAAGUGUGGGUGCACAUGAUAUGAAAGAGGUGAAUUAUGCCUGAACAGACAUAUAGUGCAAAUUCAAAGUUUUGUUUACGUUUUGUUUUGAUCACAACUUGUACAACUGCCUCAGUCCUGCUUAAGGGGUUAAACUUAAUAAUUCUCCAAUUGUAAAACAAAGACAUAAAAAAGACAUAAAAAGAUACCUUUUAAAUACACACAGUAGAUUAGAAAUUAAAAAAAAAGGUCUUUAUUAAUUUUGCUUGUGCAUUAUUAGGUUAUAGCACUGUGCUUAUAUAGCCUAUUUCAGGUACUUGACACAAUUUUUGUAGAUUAAAGAAACACACUAAGCACUAUAACCACUGGAGCCUGCUGGGAUGGUUAUAGUGUUAGGAGUGCCCUACCAUGCUUGGUCCUGCUUGGUACCUGCAUCCACACAGCCUGCUUCUGGAUUCUCCUUACAGAUGAAUACUUUUUGCUCCACUGAACUAAGCAGAGCUGAGCAGGGCUGUGCAGGGCUGCAUUUAUUGGCUGAGGGCAUCAGCUGAGCUCUCUCAACCAAUGAGAGCAGUCCUGUAUAAGACCCUUUUAGCUCAGUGAAGACAUCUGGCUACUUCAGCGAGAGAAGACUAGGAGCAAGUGCCAAAGGGACUUAGGUAAAAUGCCAUACUCUGAAAUGGUUUUAAUGGUUACUCUGGGAGGGUAGCAUGACACUCUCGUCACCAUAACCACUAUGGUGGGCUAUAGGGGUUAUGAUGAUUGAAGUGUUAUAUUAGUCAUGGUUGUAUGGUACAUGAAUUUAUCAACAUGCCUACAUUUGAAAGUGCAUUUUUUAAAAGUAGAAUCUUAAGAAAAUUGGGAAUAAUUUAAAUAGUUUAACACGUUAAGAAAAAUGCACUUGAGUGCAACAUGUGCAAUAUUAACAUGGAAAUGUUACUUGUAAGUGGGUAUACUUUAUAACUAAAAAUUACCAAAGUACCUGCCAAAAUUGAAGUACGAAAUUGGUUGUGAUUUUUCACAUAUGGACUGUGCCAAGAUCUCUGAAAUAAAAACAACUAGCAGAUUAUGCCAGGUAGCUAAAUUACAUUGCUUGUUAGGAACUAAAAUAACUAAUAUAAACUAAUAGUUUGUUAUGAAGACACUUUAUGAAAAUAUAUUUGUAGAUAUAUUAGCUGUGAUGCCAUUGUGUUGUGAAAUCACGCUAGACAUGAUGUGUCUUCCAGUGAUAUGUGUUUUGAGCUCUCAAAACAAUGCAUUGCUAUUUAUCUGAAAGCAAAUAGUUUACAGAUAAGAAAAUGUAUCUCUUUGAUGGAAGCUACCUGAUCACUAUAGCUUAAAGUUGCUGUUCUUUAGGCAAAUAUACAAAAAGCUCUCACUCUAACAAAAAAAAAAAGGGUUGUCACAUCCAUAAUUUAAAGCAAUUUCCCCUAGCAAACACGUCAAACUUUUUAACACUUAUUACGAACUGCACUGCAUUGACUAGCAAUCAAGCUAGCUUGGCUAGUAUCAAGCCUUACAUUAGUUUGAGACACAAAUCAUGGUCAGGAGAGUUCUGAAAUUCUAGAUGUGGUGCUAGCUCCAUUAGAACCAGUUCACAAGAAAUGUGUUUUUUUAAUAAUAUCAUAUGGCAAGGCAAUGAAUAACACUAAAUAAUGAGAGAUAGCAUUACUAAUAGUUUCUCUAUCUGCAUUCUGAGCAACAAUCCCCGUCACACAAAUAGUUAAUGAAAGAGAAUCUAGAAAUAAAAGAAGAGCUUGGCCCCAUCUCCAAUCUGUGCCCUGGAACUUAAUUAUGUGAUUAUCUAACUAGUGAUCAAAGAUCAUCAAACAUCACCCUAAAUUACAGGGGUCGAUUCAGUCUAUUCACCAGAUGCCAAAUGGCACCUGAACAGCAGCGGAAUAUAGUUUGGUUGUUACUAUUCAUUUGGUUUAACUAAUUCAACUAUUAACACAGGGCAUAUUCAGUUAUUUGAACCAAAUUCAUACUUCUAUUCAGCUAUAUUUUGUUUGUCUUAAAAUCAGCUGAAGCUCCAUAUUAUGGUGCUAUUAACAAAUGGCUGAAUUGCAGGUGAAUUUGAAAACAGACUGGUUUAAUUUGGUUGUUCCAACUUCACAAAUUGCACCUAAAACAAGAAGUACCUAUUCUAUUACUUACUCUAAUGAAACAUUUGUUUUCUGGUAGCUGAAAAAUUCAGCUACAAUUUAUUAGCAAUACAGAUGCAAUUUGGUUGCAAAUCUAGUUGCAAAUUUAGUUGAGAUAUGUUCACAUUCUUAUUAAACACGUAAGAUCUGUUUGAAAAUAGUAGGGUUCCAUUGAGCUCACUUUGGUUACCAAUUUUAGCUUUUUAGUGAACACGUUGAGCUACAGAGGGAUUUUAACAAAUUAAUGCAAGAGGGAUGAGUUGAAUGCAAAUAGACAAAAGUUUAAAAGCAAAUUUGGUGUAUGGUAAAUUGACCUCGCAGUGUUUGGGAGUAGGAGAUGAAGGCAUAGAUGCAAUUACAAUAAUUAUUAGAAUUAUUUUAUUAUUAAGUUAUCUCCUUUAUAAGAAACAAUAUUGUAUUUUACAGAAAUUAAUGGGUAGCCACUGUGACAAACCCUGUAAUUUCCUUUGCCCCAGUUAUUUUCUCCUGCAUUCAAUAGCUUUAUAUACCAAACACCGACCACCCCCCUGGCUCAUUUAACUUCAAAGUAACCACAAGAUUAAGUGCUCUCACAGGGCAGCCGCCGUUCGUAUAACCGAACAACACGUGCGCUGGAAAAAGGCAGCCAUCUUGUCUCCCAAAAGCAGGCAGCGUUGCUUGGUAGUCAAGUGUCGGGCACUCAACCUUGCGAACCCUGGAAACUUAGUACGAAUGCCUGAGUACAAGGUACGCAUGAACUAAAGGAACAAUCGCUACCUACGAGCCAGGGGAACCACUCGGUAUUUUAUUCAUUUUGGGACUCCUGAAAGUGAACGACUGCUACCACUUUCCUCACAGAACUAUUUUGGGCAGACGCCACUUGUGAGGUCGGUCAAAACUUUACCCCGGGGGCGAUUCGGCUGUAUUUGUGGGAUCUGAGCACUAUUUGGAUACUUUGCACGCUCAGAUCCAGGCUAUCCAGGGAUAUAGGAUUUGUAGGAGUCCCUAUUAAUAUUAAGUAUGAUUUGGGGUGUUUUAUGUUUUAUUCUCUGUACCUUUAGUGUCUGGGAGAUGAUUAGUUUAAGCAAAGUUCACUCUAUUAUCUCCCAGACACAGAAACUCCUGGACAUGUUUUACUAUAUUUUUGCUGGAGACCCCAUGCUGGGGGUCUGUGUAUAAAAGUGGGCCAUCUGGCCAUAAUAAAGCAUUCCAGUUGUACCCUUUAUCAAGUCUUGAUUGAUGUUUAGGCAUGCGAACGAAGAAGUGUUUGAUUAUUCCCAGGACCUGCUUGCAUUUCGGGAGAGUACUAAUCACUUAAUCACUUAAGCCUCUAGCAGUUUGGGAGUGUGCAAACGAACGUACUAUACAAAGUACAAGCGGUUCAUUACAGCCAUAUAUACAAUGCACCAUCCUCCCUCAAAACUCCCUCAUUUUUCUCGAUUUAUGAAAGUGAACUAAUUCAUCACUGCAUAACACUGUUAUGAAGAGGUACCCAAGUUUACAAGUCACUUACAUUGACUGAGAGUUACAAAAUACUUCAGGUUAAUUAUGGACAGUUUCUUAUCAACUUCUAAUUUCUUGUAUCUCCAUUCAUUUUAGACAAAUUAUUACGAACAAAACUGUGAAAGUUUGCUUUUCCUUUUGUUUUAGUUUUACUUACAUUCAAUAUUGAGUUAUAUUUGUAUGCAGAGUAGCAAGAGAAAGUUAAGUCUGCUCUGGCAAACAAUUUACUAAAACACUGAAAAUCUUCUAUUACUUGCGUUAUCUUUUUUUCAUGAGAUGCUCCAUUUAAAAAAAAAAAUUGUAUUAAAGAUUUUGCAACUAACAUCACCCAAAGUAAAGCCAGGGCAGACAUUGGAAAUGAUGAAAAGAUAUAGAAACAAUAUUUUAUUUUUCUCUGUAUACAUUCUCUGUAUAAUUGACAUGGAGAUAAAUUGAAGGAAUCCAGCUGUAAAAUAAAGAUGUACAAAUUUCUACAUUAAAUUCAAUGUUAAUGUAUAAAUAUAGGGACAAGUAAUCAUAAUAUUAAAUAUUUGUGGAAAUGACAGAUCUCCUCUAAAUGUAAAAUUUUAGAUGAACCAUUGCAUAGAACAACAACAACAACAAAGCCCAAAUUGCUAGUGGCCUAGCAUAAAAAAUACCAUUGAUUUUGAAUAGCACACUCUAAUCACCAAAAUCAUUAAAACUUAAAAUUAUGUUUUUGUAUAUGGACUUUGUCCCUGUGGUCUGACUAUGAAUGCUGUUUGUGAGAAAUGGCAAUGUACAUUUGUCAGUCAGAAAGCUUCUAGUGGUUGUCAUCCGCUGGUUCACACAUCAAGUGACAAAAAGUAACCAACAGAGGGAUUUGUUUUAUACUGUCCCUCUUUUACACCUCUUCUAUUGCUCACUUCUCACUUGAUCUGUGAAUAAAAUCAACAAUUAGUGACUUUCCCCUUAUAUAUAUUUUAAAAAAAGAACAAAAACAUAUUUAUUACAUAAUUCAAAUGUAUACUAUAACAUCAAAUGACUUUACUGGAUUUGGCCAAAGUGUAUCCAUUUGAAAUACGACAUUUUAAAAAUAUGCAAAUUAUAUAUUUUAUAUAUAUAGGCCUUACAUAUAAGGAUUACAAACUACAUAUUAGAAAUUCAAAGAAUGCAUUGUUGGUAUGGAAUAACAUGUGCUCGUUUGGUUGAAAUAGACAAAUUUCAACUGACAUUGCUUUUAAUAAAUAUGACAAUUUUGACCAUCUAGACCAAAUUCAGGCUUAAGCAUAUAAUCGUGAAUGUGCCAGUUUCAUUAUUUGUUCACUAGUAAUUAUUGCCCUUUAUUUAAAAGAACACUCCACAAUUGUGCCCAAUGAGAAGUCCCUGAUUGGAGAGUACCCUAGCACAGAUAAAGAGGGAAAUGUAUUGAUUUUUUUAGCAUGAAUGUACUGUGUCCUUUAAUUUACUGAUCAACAAUAAAGAAGUCCAUCAAUGCAAAAUUAAUUUUGUUGGGCUCAAUUAACUGCAGAAUUAAUUUAUUCCAGGAUAGGGCAUGCUGACAUUUUGACAGGAACAGGUAAAAAAAACAUGCUAUCAAGUUAAAUUCUUCAGGCACAAUGCGGACUCGAAAGUAUGUCCAAUUUUUUAACAAAUUAUAUAUCCUGAUUAAUACAUAAUAGUUAUACUAUAGUGUUAAAACCAAAUUUGUACACUUUUAAAAAAUUUCUAAUUUCUGAAGUUCAUAUGUUGUAUUUCUUGCAAAAUAUCAAUUUAUUUUCAUUCUGAGAAUCAAAUCAGUCAGUGAAGAAUAGUGGCAUGUUCCCAGACAUCACGCAUUCCACAGAAUCUUUAUUUUUAGCGUUCCUUUCUGUGUAUCCUUGUACGUCAGCAUUUACUGAAAAGUAACUUGCACACGUUACACUGUAGAGAAAGUUUAUAACAAUUUGAAGCCAGGUGCAGAUCAGAGAUAGAACCCCGAAGUGCACCAGAUAAUUAAAGUUGGAUUAGUGUAAAAGAAACACAUUUAUUACUGAUCAUAUCGCUCAAUAUUUUGAGAAGGUGCAUGCACUUUAUUUUAAUUAGCUGUUCCUUUAACCACAAUGCCAGAGAAAAUCAUACUGAUAAGGAAAUAGUGUAACCAUUGGUCAAAUUGACUUCUGCAAAUCUGGUUUAAAUUGAAGCAAUUUAUUCAGAAAACAAUCUAGUGCUGUAGUUUAAAUCAAUAUUUUUUUUCCUUAAUCGACAAUUGUGCUACCCGAGGACUAUUGUUAUUGCACUGCAACUAAGUCUCUGCUGAGAGCUUAAAUAUAACCAUUUAAAGAGUUUUAUUCAUGUGUUUUGGGGAAUAAUACUAGUCAUUAUCCCUAAAUUCAGUGGUCUUGUUGCCAUAGAUAUUUGUGAAAUACAUUACCCAUGAUUUAAAUGUAUUCAUGAUUUCAUCUCAUAUUUAAUGGAUGUAUUUUGCAAGCAUCCUCUCCUAUAUAUGCAUAUUUUGGUUAAUACAUUUAAUUACAAAUAUAUCUACUGCAUGAAACAUUGCAAUACAAUUGUAGUAUCAUCUAGCAUGUGAAAAAAAGCUGGUCUUUUUGUAAGAGACAAUACUUUCAAUUAAAUAUUCCAGGCAUGUUAUCUUACAUACAGCCAAUGGAUGACAGCCACUAUACAGUACCCUCAAGCAAUACUGAUAAAAAAAAAAAAAAAAAGCUGUGAAAAAAAGUGUAUUUUUGUUCAUCUUUUGAUCAAAAAUACACAAAAAUACUUUGCUCUUAUAAAUAUAAAACAAUUUCAAAUACAACACAGGUUUAACCAAAAAAAUUAAAAAAAUCUUCUUUGUCUUCUCCCAUAAUGUCUGAUGAGAUUGGAGAAUACAUGGGGAAAAAAAAUCUGAGACCAGUCCGUCACACAGAAUCUCAUCAUAUUUAAAUGUGGGAAAGAGGUACUUUUCCUGUGGCUAACCUCUCGGUGUGCACCAAACUCACCUCUUGUGUUUAUUGCAAAAAAGUUCUGUUUUGGUUUCAACUGACCAUAGAACUUGAUCCCAUUUGAAGUUCUUGUAGUGUCUGGCAAAUAGAAUAACUUUGACUUUGUUUUUGGAUGAGGGUAGAGGUGUUUUUCUUGAAACCCUUUUAAACAACUUAUUGUGAUGCAGGUGACUGCAAUUGACUUCAAUUCUCUAUCUGUGAACCUUGGAUUUUUUUUUUGGCCACUUCAACCAUCCUUUUCACAGUGCAUGUAGACAUAGACACAAUUCCUACUUCAGGUUAAUUUAUAACAUUUCCAGGGGUGGAAAUGGGCACUUUUCAUGCUUUUGCUAUUUUCUUAUAGCCACUUCUGAUUUUGUGAAGCUCAACAACCUUUUGACACAUAUGGCAAGCUAUAUUCCUUGUGCUUACCAAUUGCGUGUUUACUUUAUAUUCAUACCCCUGUAAAACAGGAAGUUAUGUUAAAUAAUUUCCUGUUCCUAGUCACCCAGGUGUACAAAAAAAAUUAAAUAUCAAUGGGCAUAUACUUAAAAUAUAUUUUUCUCAUAUGAAUUCAUAGGUGUGCCAAUAAUUGUGCCACACAUUCGUUAAACAAAGAAAACCUAUUUUGUGAACUGAAGAGGACAAUCCAUCAGCAUUCAGCUUAAAAUUUGAAGGAUCUGGAGAGGUUUUGAAUGGAUGAAAAGUCUCAGAUCCUUUCCAAUGUCUUCUCAAAUCUCAUCAGGCAUUAUAGGAGAAGACUCAGAGCUGUUAUCUUGGCAAAGGGAGGUAGCGUAAAGUAUUGACUAAAGGGUGCCAAUAAUUGUGCCACACAUAUAUUUAACACAGAUUGUAUUUUUUUUUUAAACCUGUGUUUGCAAUUGUUUGAUAUACAUUAGAGUAAAUUAUUUUUGUGUGUUUUUUAUUUUUUACAUAAAAUCAAAAUGUUAAACAAUAAAGACAAUUUUUCACAGCCUCUUUGUUCAUAUGCUCCAAGCGUACCAAUAUUAGUGGAGGGCCAUCACAGUUGUCUGACUUGAACCCCAUAGAAAAUCUCUGGUGAGAUUUGAAGAAGGCGGUUGCAGCACACAAACCGAAGAAUAUUACUGAACUGGAGGCCAUUGUUCAGAAGCAAUGGGCAAAUAUUCCUCAGGAAUGCUGCCAGAAGCUGGUGUCUGGCUAUGCAUCUCAUGUGCAGCAGGUCAUAACAGCAAAAGGGUGCUCUACUAAGUACUAAAGAUGCUUGCCAUGAAGAAGCUGAAUAAUUUUGAGACUGGAGAAGUCUGUAUAAGUAAGUUUUUUUGUUAAAUUAUGGGAAUCCACUUAAAUCAUUUAUUUUGUUGAGCUAUUUCAAUUGUUUUUAUUUGAUUUGUUAAUGACAAACAGCUUAACAAUUCCAUUCACUCCCUAGUCUUUGGCAAGUGAAAAUAGAGCCCUGGCAAGCCCUGAAAUUCAGCUCCCUACCCCCCUACCCCUCCAGUGAUUGUACUAUGGAGCCUUCAGGCAUGCAGUGGGAAAUAACUCUGAGGCCUGACUUGUAGGAUAGGACUUGAAAUGUUGAGCCUUGAAAACAUUAAUAUACUUAUUUUUCAUGAAUGGAUCUCUUUAAACAUGUUGAAAUGACUGGCAAAUAUUUGCUCAAAUUUUCUUUUAUUAUUUUGGGAUUUAUAUGCUGAUAUUAUUUUUAAUUCUUAGAGAUUUCUUUUUAAAUACAUAAAAUGAAUGGUAGUGGCAAGGUGAUCCGUCCUUUUAGGAGUCAGCUAAAAAAAAAAUACAUUAAACAUAACAAAGUUAAUUAUGUAACAUUCUCAUCUGCCUAUGAUGAUCCCGCUGCUGCAAUCUCAGUUUAAAAAAUAAAAAUAAAGAACAGUGAAUUGCUAAUCUCUGUGUUUUUCAAUCUGUUAAAGAAUAUAAACUACAAAUCCCCCAACAACCUGACCUACAUAGGAUGCUCCCCUCUUUUAAAAGACAAUGCACUGACCCCGACCCACAGCCACAUACCGUAUUUCUUGCUGUAUGCCUUACUUCACACACGCUUGAACAUCCCAGCUCCUGCUUACAUGGGGAAAUGGGAGGUCACCCUGGGGAAAACCUUUACAGUGAGCCAAUGGGGGAAGAUCUGUGAUCUGGUACAUCACUGCGUGCUAGGUAGCAAAAUCGAGGAAACAGUCCUCACACUCUGGUACAGAACACAUCACCUCUUCCGGAGCAUUGAUCCUGCUCUGGGUGGGAACUGCUGGUGUUGCCAAACUGCACAAGGCACUUUCCUGCACAUCUGGUGGGACUGCCCUAAAAUUAGGUCCUUCUGGUCGGUGAUCAACACCAUCUUACAUAAAUUCUCGGACAAAACCCCACCUUUCCGCCCAGUCCCUUUUCUUCUACACCACACCACCACCCCAACAGCUAGAAACAAAAAAUCAAUGUCCAUCUGAAUCUUAAACAUGGCUAAACAAGUUGUCCCUCUCUACUGAAAAAAAGAGACACCCCCUCCGUUGACAUUGUGGUUAGAUAAAAUGGAAGAGCUGAGAUGACUUGAAGAACUGACAUUCAUGGCCCAAGGACAUACCCAAACUUACACAGACAUCUGGACGUAUUGGCUGACGGUCGCAUACCCUGCUGACUUUCAGGCCCUGCUGACAUACAGGAAUGAUGGCCCAACAGGAUGAGGGAUCUUGGGUCGCUGGCCAUAAGCACUCCCCAGUGGGGGUGGAACAGAGGAGGCCCUUUUAUCCUAGCACUCCAAUUCCCAUUUGGUUGGGUACCCAAGCCAACGGAGCAGCAAGGGUCAUUCUUAUCACAGGCUAACCAAGUGGUUAGGGAAUUAGCUGGACAGACCUAUGGAGACGUACAUUCUGUUAUAGUCCUGAAGGUAAGGUUCACUGGAAUGUGUCAUCACUCCCGUAUAUAUCUGAAUGUAUGAGUCCAUGUUCAUCUUUAUGUUAUUUGCCUACCCAGCCCUGCGCGGCUGCCUGACUUCAACUGUAAACUGGAAAAAACGGUCUAACUGUGAACUUACUGAACAGUGAACAAUAAAAAUAUUCUUAACAAAAAAAAAUAUAUAGCCCUAUAAAGGGUUAAAUGUUAAAGGGUUUAUAAAAUACCCCUUCCUGUCUCACUGGAGACUCUUGGCUGAUAUCAGCAUAUCUAAUGGCUAGUGUAGGAACUCACCUAUUGAGGCUUGCCUUGACGUGGCAGGUGAGCUUAUAUAUUCAAAUGGCCAUUAGAAUAAAACCAAAGAGCCUCAAUUUUUGUUUAAAAGCACAUGGGGAUUUAGGCCAGAGUGCAGGUAAUGUUUUCUUUGUUUUUUUUUUAAAAAUAUAUAAGCUAACUUUAUUUAUAAAGGACUUAAAUUAACAAUUGUGAAUUGCCAUGAAGCCAAAUGCAGCAUAAUAUUCACUAGGCAGUACUUUUAUUAAGGCGUGAGAACAAAUUCUGUUAAACAUAGAACAAAAAAAAACAGCAGCCCGUCCAAAAAUUGUUAUAAUAUAUCACUCUGGCAAUUUUAAAACCUUUGUCUGCAACUUCAGAAUAGAUUAAAUAACUUUCUUGAAACAAAAUGGGAUGUUGCUUGGAAAAUCUACAAUUAGAUAUGUUGUCAGUAUGAGGCUAUAUUUUACCAAUGAUGAUAAUGAUAAGAACAAUAAUGCAAGGAUGUUGGUUUUAUUUUGCUUUUUGUCUUCAAAGUAAAAAGUAUUACAAAAAUAAAUAACUUCUAAUAGGCUUUCUAUAUUUUACAUUGUAAAAGAUGAAAUGCUAAGCGCAGCAGGCAGUAGGAGAAAAAAAAAACAUGGUGUGUUUGAAGCACAUUUUAGAAAAAGUUUUAUUUUUGAAAGAAACACAGUUAACAGAAACACGUUUAAAGGGGAACUGUUACUUCUAGGGUUUUGCAUUUCAGUAUUAUAUUUUCUUCUAUAUUUAACAUAUGUAUUUGUGAGGUGUGAGAAAUCUAUUUAACCCAUUAAGGACACAUGACAUGUGUGACAUGUCAUGAUUCCCUUUUAUUCCAGAAAGUUGGUCCUUAAGGGGUUAAACAAAUAAAUCUGCAUAUCUUUAUCAUGUUUAUCAUGUAAUUAGGUGCCUCUGUAUUAACUUCUUUUCAAUCAUUGUUAUAGUCCUGUCCUUGGCACCUGGCUAUAAAACUGACUCAUUAAUGCUCCCCAGCACACCCAUUGAUAGCGGGGUGGUCUCUAAAAUUAAUAACAGUAAGAAUACUCAUGUCCCUGCCUAGCUCCACUCAUGGGCAGUGGAUGGAAACUCUACAUAAAUAUACUGGGGUGUGCAUGCAAUUGCCACUGCCGACCCAUCUUAAAAUGAUAUUCAUAGAGGGAAGGCCAAUAAAACUAAUGCCAGUUAAAAAAAUAAAAAAGAAUAUAUAUAUAUAUAUUUAUAUAUAUAUAUAUAUAUAAUCCAGCACACUCACUUAUUUACCAAGCCGAAAUUUCAUUUAAAGCUCACAGAAUGUAAUUUUGUUUUUAUUUUUAUUAUUUAAAAACACCUCACCUAUGCAAAAAUAAUGGAGGUUUAGUUACAGUAUAUGAUCAUACAUUGUAUAUGCCUGUCAAUACACCAAUAUACCCCAUUCUUGGCAGGUGAUCCUAGCAACCUAUUGCUUGUUUACACAAUGGUAAACUUAUACAAUCUAUCGUCAUAUACUGUAACUAAACACCCAUUAUUUUUGCCUAGGUGAGGUGUUUAAAAAAAAGAACCCCCAACAAAAACGAUUACAUUCUUUGAGCUUUGAAUGAAAUAUAUUUUUAGUGAAUGAGUGAGUGCGUUGGAUCUUGUAUGUUGUGUGAAUUGGCCCCAGAGCACAUUUAUAAUGUAUGUUCAGGUUAGUGCCGACCUCUUGGUUUUAUAUAUAUAUGAGUGAAACUCUCUUAGUUUCACCAAGUGCUUUAUUACAGUUAGCCAUCAUUGGCUGCUGGUUGUUUAGCAGACAUGCCAUCACUUGCGGUAUGGUGAGUGGGGGCAUGGGGAAGUAAACAACCUUCCCUGUACAAAAGUACAGGCAGUUUGUUUUAACUAUGUUAAUAGUUAACCUCAAAUUUAGAAGCAACUGAAAUUGUCAAUAUGUUUGGAAGUCGCUCAUUUUUACCAGAUUUUGUCCAUUGGGAAAUAAAACAAGUCUUUAGUGAAUAACCCCAAUAGUGUUAACAGAUAUAUUUAUAUUCAAAGAGAAACAAAAUUCAGCAUUGUGUUUCUCAUUAAUUAAAACGUCCAGACAGUACAGUAAAUAUAUGCCAAGAAAUUAACUGCAAAAUAUAUGCAAAACAUUUUAAUUUAAUACUCUUAUAGUUGGAUUCUUUGUUUCAUUUCAUAACAAAAGAGCAAAUGCUGCACAGAUUUCAACAAGCAACCUAUUAGUUAAUGAAUUGUAUGUCUGUGUAUGUCUCCUGCCACUAACAAGCAGAUGUGCCACUGUAUGAAAUGAUAAACACGCUGUAAAAAAACAAGAACGUCUGGAUUAUCAACUUGCCCAUACCAAAAUUUGAAAAAGUGGAAAAAGUAUAUAGCUUUUUUUGGAUCGUUUUCAAUUAUUUGUGCUUAAUAAAACUAUUUAGACAAUUUUUUAUGUUUGUGACAGAAAUGUACAUUUUCUGGAAACACUUCAUCAUUUUUAGAACCAAUCUUUUAUUUUAAAGAAAUGAGCCUUUCUCAAGGGGGUUUAUUUGCUAAAUCAGGAAAUAUCAAGUAUCAACAAGUGAAUUUAGAAUUCUACAAUAAAAAAAGUAUUUUCCUUGACUUAGAUGUGUAAAAAAUAUAACUUUUAUUAUUAUAAUAUAUAAUAUCACAAACAACAUGAUUAUUAAUAACAUAUCAAUAAAAUAUCGUAAGAUUAACUGUAAACCCAAUACAUAACAAACUAAUAAAGCCUAAUAAAAGAUAGGCACUUUACAUAUAAUUUACAUGAGGAAUAAGAUCAAGAUUGGUAAAAUUAUCUUAAAUGUCACUAGAAAGCAUUUAGACCUAUGACAAAGAAUCGCAUGUCUGUUCAAACUACUUAAGAGGACCAAUCAUCCCUGACAGAGGUGUAAAGAAAAAAGACUCGGAUACCUGCAGCAAUCUGUGACAGUCUAAAGCGGUACAGGAAAUGCAUUAACUAUCAAGGGUAUAACUGUUGCUAAAACUAUUUUGCCCUAACAUUUCCUUCAAAGGCACCUAUCACUAAAUACUGAAAACAGCAACUCUAAUGUUACUAGGAUUCCCUAAACUGUAUUCAGUAAUGUAUAAACUAUGAACAGAACUUGCCUGUGUAAAAAAAUGUGUAGUUAAAAUAAAAAAAAAAUAAAAAGUAGCAAAAAUAGCUCCAGCAAAAAGUUUAGCAAUAGCUGAACCCCUGAUGCACGCGUUUCACCAACCAGACUCUUUCCUAGAACCUAUUAGCUAAUUUCUUUUUCUAGUACGUUUUUGCAAGUUCUUUGAAUUCUCACAGGUAAAUAACCCUGACAGUAAAUAUUAUUUUGAACACAAAGAAGAUAAACUAUUCUGGAGUAAAACAAGACGAAUAGUAAGUAAUAUUUUUAUAGUAUAAAAUAUUAGAAAUGUAAUAAAAAAUAUACAUUUUAUUUAUUUAUAUAAUUUAUUUAAAGACACUAUAAUAGAAAAACAAGGCUGUUGAAAGAGUUUUCAGCUACAAUUGUACUGUUAUCAUUUGUUGUUCAAGGGCCAUAUUGUGGGACAGAAUGCCAAAACAUCAUGAUCAGAAAGCACAUAAUUUAAAAACAUCUCAUAGACAUUUUUAAAUUACAUUUUGUAAAUGCUGUUAUUUGGGAGAUACUAUAAAUCUCUCCUAAGACUGAAAUAGCAUGGCUGUUAUUUCAAACUUUAAAAAAUGAUGAGUGCAACCUUACGAAACUAUAAAAAAUGUUUUUGUUUCUAGGCGCUUACAUUGUGUUAUUUUUGGUUCUUGAAGAAAAUAUACAAUAUACAUACUAAUUCUAAAAUAAAUAAAUACAUAGCAAAUCAAUAUUUAAAUUUAGACAACAGAUUGCUUCCCCAGAGAGAUGCUAUUUGGUUUUAGCUACUGCCAUAGUGUAUUUCUAUGAAGCAAUAGAUAAUGUAAAAAAGAAAGCAUAACCAAUGCCUUAUAAAAUGCUAAUUUUUAAGGGGCACGCCACAAAGCAAUUGACUCAUGCUUCUUUUUAAUUUCUGGCACAGAUAAUGCAUUUAAAAAAAAUAAAACUAAAAUACAACAACCAAUCCAGAAUAAUAAAAUAUAAAACAGAUACUUUAAAGAUUCCGAUACAUUACAAUGUUAGUCUUCAGUGUUGCCUCUUCCACAAAUUACCUUGGCCAUUCAUGGGCCUCACAUUCUGGUCUACAGAGUCUACAUGUUUGGACAUAUUAAACUUAGCAGUGCACAUGUUAAAGCAUAUUGGCAGGAGUGAUUAGCAGAAAUCACAGAUCUCUGUGUACAGUCUGAGUUCUGCUGAGAACAGGGGUUUCAAUGGCUUACAGUUUAUCAGCCUUCUACUAAUGAAAGCUGUUAGUUGAACUACGGCUCCUAAAAAGCUUUGCUGUGCUUCCUGAUGACACGUACAACUGUAUUAGUACUGCAGGCUAUGCUGUAUAUAAUUAGCAAGAAAGUAUUAUUUUAGAAUCGGGUAGACUCAAACCAGGAGGCAUGGUAGCAUGCUGUGACACAAUUUUAUUUUUGUAAAAACUCUACAAACUUUAGCAUGCAAAAACACAACUAAUUAUUUAUGCCAGAAGCUAUAAAAUGUGUAAGUUUUAUUGUUAUUUAGAGCUCAUCAUAUAUUUAUAUUGUAGGUAGUAUUAUUUGUUAUUAACUUUGAAAAGACAGCAUAUUAACUCAUUUAUGUGUGAUACAGUUAAAAUCUAAAUAUUCAAAAGAUUAAAAAAAUGGAAAUAUCAAAGGGAAUAUAUUAUAUUAUAUAUAUUAUAUUGGUCAAUUUAUGAAUCAAGAAAUGCUUUACACAUUGUGUAGACUACAACUGGGCAAUGGGGGUUUCAUUACUUCAACCCAUGCUUAGUUUAUAAAUAUUGAGGGAGAAAAAAAUAAGAAAAAAAUAAAAUAAAAUGUAUAGAUAUCAGUACUCCAAACUACGUCUAUUGUCCACACCAUCGACAAUUUAGUAAUUACUAUUUAAAACAUUUGCAUGUACCACAAUAUUUUUUCACAGUUCUAGAGAUCUACUUUAUACAUUUUUCAAUGAAGAAUGAAGAAUUUAAGAAAUGUUAGGAUUAUUUGUCAAAUAAUCCAUCGUAAUGUUUUCAAAAUGUUUUCAUUGUUUUACAGAGCUUAUGUACACUGUUGAACUUGCUGGAGGCCUUGGGGCUAUUCUACUGUUGCUUGUUUGUCUUGUCACCAUCUACAAAUGUUAUAAGAUUGAACUUAUGCUGUUCUACAGAAAUCACUUUGGAACAGAGGAACUCGAUGCAGGUAAGACUUAACUGUUUCGAAAAUUGGAGCAUAUCAGAGCUCUCCCUACAUCAGUUUGGAAAACCAGAUGUUGGUAAUCUCUAACUUCUCUUUUGACUUCCGUAAUAUCAUGUAAUAUCAUAGGAGAAUAUUAAACAUAGUUACUAUUAUCUCAAAAUCAUCUUUACAGAAUUUCCUGAAUGUCCCUGGAACCCAUUAUAGACGUCCUGGGUUAUUUACUUGAAUAUAACGCCUUUUGAUUUAAAUUACAGAAAAGGAAGUGCAAGGAAUACUGUAAUAGAAAUGACAGUUGGAGAGAGAUUUUGUCAAGACUGUAGAUAUUAUGGGACUACGAAUUUAUGGGUUAGCAUUACAAUUUAUAGACCUCUUUAGGGAGAUGUCAUUUGUAGACAUAAGGAUCUUUAAUGAACAGUCAUAUGGUGCUGACUUUUUCCACUAUUAUGAGUUUGUGAUGCAUUGAAAGGGUCAUUAUGAAAUAAUAUAUACCUCCUGGUGGUAUGCCUUCCAGAUUUAAUUAAAAUAUUUAAUUUGUGAUAUAUGAAGUGACUUUUCAGCUCUAUUACUUGCUACAUUGCUAUGCUUUUCAACCAAAAUGAUUAAUGAGAAUUAAAAUUGGAUUAUGAUUCCUUAUACUUUUUCCUACAUGUUCUUAGAGCACAAUUCAUAGGGAAACAUAAAACAUGGAGUACAUGAAAUAUAAAGGAUGAAAGAUAUGCCAUUGUUUAUGCAUGUAAAAUGACCUUUUUAUAAACUAGUAUUACCAUAUGUAGACAUCUUGUAUAAAUUGACAGUGUCUGCCAAAUUGAUUUUAAUGAUUGUUCAACACAAUAUUGACAAUUUAAGGAAAACUCUACUAUGGGUAUGUCCACAUUCAUUUUAUUUUGUAUUACUUUACAUAUCCAAAAAGCUGAUAUGAUGUUUACCAUAUUAAUGUAUUUAUAGCAGUUUUAACCCCCUCAGCACUUAUAACAGAACUUACCAUUUUUUGUUUCCAUGUAACCCUUUUAUUGAUGUUUGGCUGUUCCUUGGUAGUAAAUUUUUUCAAGUGUUGGUUAAUGCCAGAUUAAUAUAUUAAUAACAAUAUAGUUUAUUAAAAAAAAAAGAGAGGGGAAAAAGAAACACAAGCAUAAAUAUAACAUUACAAUUUGCUGAACUAUGAAUGACAUUUAAAUCUGUAAUUAUUCACAGUCUUCAUACACAAGUGAUUUGCUAUAGAAGUAUGUUUACAUUAGGGAAUAUAUGUUUAUAUAAAAACAUUAAAGCCAGUUGAAUAUAUACAUCAAAGUAAAAAAAAAAUAUCCUAUGAUAAAAUAAUAACCUUUUUUAUUCUUAAGGGAUGGUACAUGAACAUUUUAAGAUUUCUUAUAUCUUUAUGAAUAAGCUAUAGGAAGCUAUUAUAUUUUAUUUAUAAAGAAUAAAUAUAUUCUGUAAUAAAUAAAAUUGCAUGUCUCUCACAGAAAAAAAUAUUUUAGAUGAAGAUGCCCCAAUAUUUAAUUUAAGUUUUAAGUUAAGUUGAUUUAAUUUAAGUCAAGAGUCUUUUAAAAAAUAUUUUUAGUUAUUUAGAAAAUAGUACCAGCCACUGUCUGUGUAUUGAAAUAAAAUAUUAAAAUAAAUAUGAACAAAUGCUAAGUUUGUAAAUAUUCAAGCUGUAAACAUGUUAACAUGUCAGAAUGAUCCAUUUAACUAUACCACAAUGGAAACUUAAAUACAUUGUCUCUUCAUGAGUUUAAUUUGCGGACAAAAGAGACCAAGAAUUGCAGUAUCCCACAUAAUGAAUAGAGCAGAUAAGGGGGGUCUCGGGGUUCCUAAUAUCAUAAAAUAUUAUGAGGCCAGUAGAAUGUACCACUUGUGGAGAUGGCAGGACCCUAGUUCUAGAGAAGACCCCUGGUAUAAAAUUGAAGCAUUGAUAUGCAAUAAACUAGACCUGGCUAAACAACAAGGCUGGGAAUAGCUUUGUUACAAAAAUUGAAUCCCCACAUUUAAAAGAAUUAUAUUCUAAUUGGAUGAACUAUAAUUAAAAAAAAAAUCAGGAUAAAAUCUCUAAAUAUAGUGCUUUUACAACAAUUGAACACAAUGUUGGAGAUUUCCAGCUGAAGUAUUGGUUAAGAUCUGUCCCACUAAAAUAAUAGAUAUUUUAGAGGGAAAUACAAUGAACUCUUUCCAACAACUACAACAGUAUUUUACCCUCCCUCCUAACGAGAUCGUUACUUACUUAAGAGUAAAAAAUGAUCUGACUUCACAUCUGAUAAUACACACGAAAAGUUAUUAAGUAAAAAAUAAAUAAUGAUUUAUUUAAAAAUGAAACAGAAUUUCAAUCAAUAGCAUACUGAUUUUAAAAUACAUUUUAUAUAACAUGGCUGAUAUAAGAAUUUUAUGCAUUGUCUGUAAACAUGUUUUGUUAAUAUGUCUUUAUCUGUUCCUUUUUGUUUUUUUACGUGAUGUCUUACUGUGAAAAACAAAUAAUACUCUAAUAAAGAAUAUAGUUUCAAAAACAAAACAAAACACUUGAAGACAAAGGUUCAUGAUAGAAUAACUUUAACAUUCCAAGGUUUACAAAAUGAGUUCCAUUAGUUAAGGUAAUAGAAACAUGACACUCCAUUUCCUAUAAACAAAAUCACUAUUUAGUAAAUAUAACCCCAAUGAAAACAUGCAUGCAUUUAAUAAUUGUGGUGUAACCAAGUUAAUUUAUAAAAAUGUCAAUUUGAAUUGAAAUAUGCACUUUUGCCAAAUGAAAAAAACAGGACACACUUUACACAUAUAGCUUUAAACAACUGUCAAUCCAGUUUAGCCUGUACUUGAGUACAUAAUUGUGUUUAGAUCUAGUCACAUAAACAGCUUGAUGUGGAUCAUUUAAAUAAUGUUGUUUAAAAUUGCAUUAUCUAAUCAUAUUUUCAAAUUUAACAAUCUUGGAUACUAUGUUUAUCUUUUGCUAUUUGCUCACAACAGAAUGCUUAUCAAAAAGUAGCUCAGAGGAAAUUUUUUAAAUAGAUAUAUAUUUUAAUGUAGUAAUAUGUUGAUAUUUUCAUGAAUAUAAUUUAUGUAAACAGUUAUAAAAACCAUGCAUUGUUUAAAUACCUGAACUCAUAAAACAAGAAAUAGGAUUGUAGGCCGAAAACUUUACUUAGAUGUUUAAAAAGCAACAGGAAGCAUACUUGCAAAAGCAAAAUAUUGAGGGAAAUAAUUUUUAAAUUAUAGAGUAAUAGCAUCUUGAUCCAAUGAUACAUCUGACUGCCAUUCUGGGGUCGAGACAUUUUUUUCCCCCUGGUUUGUUGCAAUAUUGGAAGUACUUCAAACUGGAUUUUUUGAAUUCUGUGUGAUCAACAACAAAAAACAGAUGUGAGAAAAGCUGAACUUGAUGGACACAUGCCUCUUUUCAGCCUAUGUAACUAUGUAAAUCACUUCUGCUGAAAAGAAAAAAAAAUUCAGACAAACGGCUCGACCACAUUUUGUAUAUGAAAAAUUAUUUGGGAAACCAAAUCAGGUGAACCAAAAGAGUACACAAAUUACCUGACUGGCAUACUGAAAAAUAUAAAUGUAUAUAUUUAGCAGUACAGUGAUAGGUGAAUUUUUCUGCCAUUUAGUUCACAGACCAAGUGAGAAAAAGUCACCAAUAGAGGGAAAAAGAGGAGGAACAGUAAAUAAAAAAAAUUUAUAUUUAUAUAUUUUAUGUUUCUUAACUCCUUAAGGACAAAAAUGGUCGUUAAGGACCGCGAACCUACCAAGUACUUCUGUGGCAAAUAUAUUACUUACCCAAUCGCCACUGUUUCCUAAUAGGCGUUCAUAGUGUUGACAGGCAGUCUCCCUGCUUCUGAUAAAAUAAAAUAAAAUAUGUUAAUAAAAAAAGAAAAUUAUAAAAAUAUAUAUAUAUAUAUAAAUAUAUAUAUGAGAUAUUCAUACAUAUAUUAUAUCUAUAUAUAAUAUGUAUAUAUAUCUUAUAUAUAUAAUGUCAUACUAAGUGUAUUUUUAUAUUAAUAUAUGCAUAUAUUAAUAUAAAAAUACACUUAUAAUUAAAUUACACACGUGUAUAGCAUAAAUAAUAACUAUAUAUAUUGUGUAUAUAUAUAUAUAUAUAUAUAUAUAUAUAUAUAUAUUAUAAAAUAUAAAUAAUAAAUAAAUAAUAAAACUAUAUUUUUAAAAAAUAAUAAAACAAAAUAUGUGUAAUUUUAUUCUUACUGUAUUUUGAUAUGAAUAUAUAUAUAUAUAUAUAUAUAUAUAUAUAUGCAUUGUACAGCGCUACAGAAUUUGUUGGCACUAUAUAAAUCUCCACACGGCAGAUCAGGACCCCGCGGCCACGUGAUCUCUCGAUCACGUGGCCGCAAUAGGUGCCUGUGUAUCUGCCUGCAGGGGGACUGUCUGUGCUGACAGGCAGUCUCCCUGCAAGUGGAAAAUCAAAAAUAAAGUAAAAAAAUAAAGCAAUCAGUGUAAAAAAUAAUAAUAUGUAUAUAUAUCUAUAUUUAACAUAUGUAUAUAUAUCAUAUAUAUAAUGUCAUACUAAGUGUAUUUUUAUAUUUAUAUAUGCAUAUAUUAAUAUAAAAAUACACUUAUAUUUAAAUUACACACGUAUAUAUAUACACAAUAUAUAAUAACUAUAUAUUGUAUAUAUAUAUAUAUAUAUAUAUAUAUAUAUAUUAUAAAUUAUAAAUAAUAUGUUAAUAAAAAUAAACAACAAAAAGUAAAAAUAAUUUUUAAUAAUAAAAAAUUAUAUAUAUAUAUAUAUAUAUGUAAUUUUAUUCUAACAGUAUUUUGAUAUUUAUAUAUAUAUAUAUAUAUAUAUAUCAAAAUACACUUAGAAUGUAAUGAUAUAUAUCUCUAUGUAUAAAUAAAUAAAUAAAAAUAAUACGAAAUAUACAUAUGUCCAUAUACAUACUUACAUAAAUAAUUUCAUAAAUAUACACGUAGACUUCAAAUAUAUAAAUAUGCAUAUAUAUUUAAAUUCUACGUGCAUAUUUAUGUAAUAUUUUUCCAUAACUAAGUAAUUUUAUUGAUUGCAAUUUGAGGGACCUGCCUGACAACCCAGGCUGAAAGUCCAGAGAAUUUAAUUUGCUAGCACUGUAUUUAACCCUAUAACUUUCCAUGACACCCUAAAACCUGUACAUGGGGGGUACUGUUUUACUCGAGGGACUUCUCUGAACAUAAAUAUUAGUGUUUGAAGACAGUAAAACAUAUCACAGUGAUGAUAUUGUCAGUGAAAGUGACGGUUUUUCUUGCAUUUUUCACACACAAACAGCAAUUUCACUGAUGAUAUUGUUGUGAUACAUUUUACUGUUUUGAAACACUAAUAUUUGUGUUCAGUGAAAUCUCCUGAGUAUAACAGUACCCCCAAGUACAGGUUUUAUAGUGCUUUUGAAAGUUACAGGUACAAAUAUAAGGCUUGAUUUUUUAUUUUUUUCACAUUGAAAUUUGCCAGAUUGCUUAUGUUGCCUUUGAGAGCGUAUGGUAGCCCAGGAAUGAGAAUUACCCCCAUGAUGGCAUACUAUUUGCAUAAGAAGACAAGCCAAGGUAUUGCAAAUGGGGUAUGUUCAGUCUUUUUUAGUAGCCACUUAGUCACAAACACUGGCCAAAUUUAGUGUUCAUAAUUGUUUUUGACAUUUUUAACACACAAACAAAUAUAAAUGCUAACUUUGGCCAGUGUUUGUGACAUAUUGAAUACUCUGGGUUGUCUACUUUUAAAAACAUAUGUACAUGUAAGGUGUGAUUCAGAGAUUUAUGACAGAUAACAGUGUUACAAUGUCACUGUUGAUAAAUUAAAAAAAUAUAGAUUUUGAAAGAGCAACGUCCUACUUGUACUUAUAGCCCUAAAACUUGCAAAAGAAAGCUAAGAACAUGUUAAUAUUGGGUAUUUCUAAACUCAGGACAAAAUUUAGAAACUAUUUAGCAUGGGUGUUUUUUGGCGGUUGUAGAUGCAUAACAGAUUUUGGGGGUCAAAAUUAGAAAAAGUGUUUUUUGUCACCAUAUAUUAUAAAAAAAAUUUUUAAUUCUUUAUUUUUGUAGUGCUUAGAAUUACAGACACGCUUAUAUCGCCAUGACAGCAGAUACAAGCUGAUGAAAUAACACAAGAUAUUCAGUAACAUGGCAAGCAUUAACAGCACAAUUUUUUGUAAAGCGGUCAGACUAGGUAGGGCUGUCUAUAACAUUAGUUUCAUCCAGGCUAAUAACUAUGUGGAGUAAAAUAGACAGUUUGAGUAAUCUCAGAAACUUAUAAAGAUUAAACGUAGUUGAAGCCUACGUGAGUAGUGAUGCCUCUAGGGCUGAGUAGGUGUAUGAGCAUCGUUUUGAUAAUAAUGCCGGUUGCCCUAAACCAUAUAUGUAACAGGUGAGAUUAUCAAGGGAGUUGAAUGGCUAAAUAGCAAGAAGCACGGUGUAAGUUGGUUGCAGGCAUAAUCGGUGUGAAUGAGUCAGCUAGUCGACAUGUUGUGUGUGACAUGUGCUUAGGUACAUGUGAUUAUCUACCACUGGGCAUUUAGAUGAGGCAGAGACAAUUCAAAUAAUAAUAAUAAUAAUAAGGCAGCGCGAAAGGAUGACCGUGUCAUUUGCAGCGUUUGUAGCCAAAGGGGUAGGGGAAAUUACUUUCCAAAAUCUUGUUCCCACGGGGUAAGUGAUGACAUGAGACGCCACACGUGCUAGAGGUGGGUGUGUCUGAAACAGAGAUGAAGAAGACGAGCGUGGAGACAAGCUAACCACGCUGAAACUAUCUGGCUGGAUAUGAAACUCGGGAGAUCAUAAUAGUAUUACAGUAAUUCAAACAACACAAGCAAGUACUGACAGUAUAACGAUAUAGCGAACGCAGAGCUCCUUCGGAGGUAAAAACAUUUUCCUUUGGAAGUUACUCUGGACGAGCAUACAUGAGCAUACAAAAAAAAAAAAAAACAGAAAGUCUUUCAAAGGAUUAUUGUAAAGAGGAAAAAUUGUGAGUACCAUAUUGGUCUGAGACAAAGCAUAUACAACAAUUAGUUAUAACUGAAAGCCAUAAUUUUUCAAUGCAUUUACUUAACCGUUAAGAAACGGUCAAAAUUUUGACGAAAGUAAUUUAAUUAAGGCUACAAUUAGGGCAUAUAAUUAAUCUAAUCACCAUAAGGCAGCAAAACUGAUAUUUGACAAUUAAAACACAACAUCAGAAGUUGUCAAUUACUGAGAAAAUAAGAAAGAUUUAAUGAAAUAAGAGAAAGAAAGAAGAAAAAGAAGAUGUAAAGAGAGAAGGGGAGGAAAUAUUAAAAAACUGAAAUAAACCUCUUGAAGAUUUGAAACUUUUUUUAUUUUUAGUCACAAUAAAUAAGGUUGAUUAUGAUUUUAUUAAAGCCCUAUUGUAGUAGCUUCAUUUAAGAAAUAAAAUAGCAACUAGAAAAACUACUACGGAAAAAAAGAAGGAAAUUAAAGCAGUUCAGCCAACAGAAAAGAGGCUAUCUGGCUUUUUUUACAACUCCUUCUAAGAUUCACAGGAACAGAAAAUUGAAUGCUUGACACACCCGGUAAAUACCUCAAAUACUAAUUUGGAAACUCCAACUGUUCAAACGCCAUUACAAUAUCAUGUAACUGUUACAAGCAGUACACAAGAUCAAUUUAAACAAUUGCUGGAGUCACAACUCAACAUAUUAAAACAAGAUAUGCUUAUAAGUUUUAGCGAUAUCAAACAAGAUAUUAAACAAAUUGCAGUAUCAGUGGAAGAAGUGGAAAUAAAUUUGAAAUGUUUGGGACUCAAAUAAGUACAAUUAAGACAACAAUGCAGUCUUUAUCAAACAAAACUGAAAAUCUUGAACAAAAAAUAGCAGCUUUAGAAGAUAGAUCAAGAAAAAGUAACAUAAGCCUCAGAGCCGUGCCUGAAGACAUUACUACAGAAAAAUUAAAAUAUUAUCUAUAUAACUUAUUAAAAGAGGUUCUUCCUGAAAUGUCUACAGUCGACUAUCAAAUAGAAAAUUUUCAUUGAAUUCGUAAACCUAAUAUAAUUGCUUCGCAUCUUCCAAGAGAUGUGAUAGUGAGUUUUUGCUCACUAUCAGUAAAAUAUAAUCUAAUUAAAGCCAGCCGUACAAAACCCCAAACAAAUCUCAUCUACAAAGACAUAUUUUUGUAAGACUUAUCUCAUUUUACUAGGACUUGGAGAAAAUCCUUCUCAACAGUAACAGAUUUCUUAAGGAAAAAAUUACAUCAGAUUUCAAUGGGGCUUCCCAGCAUCUCUAAAAUUUAUUUGGAGACAAGAAAAAAAUAAUAAUAAGGCAGCGCAGUCAUGCAACUCAUAGUCAAUAAACAGUGGGCUAAUGUAAGUUUGAAAAAUGAAGAGAAAAAAUAAAAAAAGAAGCCCAGACUCUGCGCACCUUGGUGAUGCCAGUCUAAGUCAUCCUAUGCCGCUUGGCGGUCUUGUGCAGGGUUCCAGCUGCUCUGCUACCCUGCUAUGAUGUAUCCAGCCACUCUGUACACUCUGUACAAUGCAGGAGGUCUUUGUAACGGUGAGAUUCAAGCCCCAUUCGAUGUACUGCAGGUGGUGGUGUCUACUCCAGGGUAUGUCCGGGCAAGGGUUUGCUUCUUGUUGGUGUCGGCUGAAGUGUUGUGGUGCAGUCUGCCAGGGAUCCCUCGGCCGUGUCCAGUCCUGGAUUGACUCAGUGUACCGCAGUUGUCUCCCAGGUAGGGCUAACUUCGCCUGGUAUUUGCGUGGUAUUUCCGUCUCUCCCCGAUUCUGCCAUCAGUAGGCCGCAGCUGUCCAUCUUGGGCUCCCUUUCACCAACACGCUCGGUUCAGAUAUCGGGCUGAUCACCAGGUCACCCCUGACAUAGGCAGGGCACCCCGGUUUACUUAGUUUCUCGAGUUUGGCGAGUGAUUGUAAGAAAAUCAGCAAGUAGAGCAGGAGCCCAGCUUUCAUGCAUCCGCUCAGCUUGCUGGCUUGAUAUGAUAUGAUGAAAGUAAUGGUACCUUUAGAAAGACCAUUUAAUGGCGAGCAAAAACGGUUUAUAAUAUGUGUGGGUACAGUAAUUGAGUAAGACGAAAAUUACAGCUAAACACAAACACCGCAGAAAUGUAAAAACAACCCUGGUCCUAACGGUAAGAGAAUUGAAAAAUGGUCUGGUCACUAAGGAGUUAAAUGUGUAAUAUAGAAAUAUAGAUUAGUGCUCAUCCUUUUUUCCCCUCUAUUACUCUGUAAAUAAAAACUAAAAUGUAUUGCCUGUCCCCUAGCCAUAAAUCCUCUUUUUUUUCCAAUCAAACAUAUGUUUUUUUGUGCCAUGGAUGGAAUUUCAAAUUAUGAAUCACAACAAGCAUAUAUGACCAUUGCACACUUUGUUUGGUUCAUGAUUCGUCUAAAGUAGCGCUCAAAGUUAGGGAAUUUAUCACCCGAAUGACCAGAAUACACACAAAUUGCAGCUUGUAACAAAACUAAUCUUUAAAUCUAGAGGCUAAUAGUAAGGUGAAGUAGAAUCUUCACCGAUAACCAAGUCAUAAUUGAUCCCUUAAUGCUGCCAUUUUAAGUUAUGCUUGGUUGAGAGUAGUUAAUUAAACACACCAAAUAUCACUCUGCUUUGCUCAGCAGCACAUUAACAUUGUAAUGAUUUCAGCCAUCAUCCAUGGGUGUGGAUGGUGUGUUUAUUCAAUAAAAAACAGGUCAAUUAAGUAUCCUAUAUUUUAGCUUUUAAGAGUAAUUGUGAAUGUGUGGCCGAUGUUAACAUUUUUAUCACAAUGUGUACAUGGUGUAUGGCAAAGGAGAUUGAUUUUCUGUUUUGUGAAAAUUGCUCUGAAUUGAAGAUCACUUAAAAUGGCAGCACUCAGGGAGGGACCAUGUAAUUGAAAAUGUAAAAUUUCCAUUUAGCCUCAAUCUAGAUAUGAUGAAAUAUCAGCAUUGUUGCUGAAACUUGGCACACUAGAUGCGUCCUAUUACAGAUCCUGACUAUAACCGAUGCAAAGCGAUGUUAAAGCUUCUUGAUCCAAGGAGAGACCUAGCUGCCACUCUGAGGUCAAGAAGGAUUUUUUCCUAUUUUAUUGCACAAUUGGAAAGCUUCUCUAAGCUGUUUUUUUUUUUAGUCUUCUUUUGGAUCAACAGAAAAAAAAUUGUAAAAAAAAGGCUGAACUUUAUGGACGCAUUUCUCUUCUAAGCCUAUGUAACUAUGUAACUAUGCAACUGAAGUCUAAAUAAAGGCAAAUGUUCUACUGAUCUGGAAAGAUGUGUUGCAAAUGUAAUAUCCAACUAGAGAAUGCAUGUUUAAGUCUGGCAGUAACAUAAAUGGUGUCCACAAUCAUAAAUGUGCUUAUUAGUGUGAAAAUAUCUCAACUAUUGUUGGGCUUUUUUAAAAAACAGUUACCAGUUUCUGCCUUCUUAAAGUUAUGCAAUGAUCCCUAGAAUACCAUUGGGUAAGAUGAACUGUAAACAUUUUCCUUUGAUACCUUUGAUAUUCUCACUUCUCCCUGGGUGGUAUAUUUAUUCUUAGAUCCUCUACCAGAUGCCUGGGAGUCUAAGGGUUCUGCGCAGUAUUUUAGCUGUUCUUAUAAGUGCACUCUUCUGGACAGCCAUCUCAGAUGUCCCACCUGGAAUCUGUUAACGUCACUCCCCCAACUUGGGAGUCACAGCUCUGAGUACUCCUAUCACAUCUGGGACUUCUACUGCUAUCCCUUUCCACAUGUUCUUUCAGUCCUUGGUAUUUGUCCAUCUUCUCAUGUUCCUUCUUCCUGAUAUUAUUGUCACAGGGUAUUGCCACAUCCACCACCACUGCAGCCUUCUGUUCCUUGGCUAUCACCACAAUGUCAGGCUUGUCUAUCUGGAUCUGGAACUCCCACAGGAUCUUAUCUUAGCCCUGUCAUUCUAAACUAACCUUUGUGGUAUCUCCCAUCUGGACUGGACUCUGUGCAGAUGUUUCAUUACUCAAUCCCAACAACUUGAUUGUGCCUUUCCAUGUAUGCUGUUCCUGCUACCAUCUUGCAACCGGCCACUAUCUGCUGGUUUGUCUCAGAGGCGCAUUUGCACCUUGGGUCUUGCUUAGUGUAGUAGAUUCCCACUUUUAUUGAACUGGUGCUAAGUGUCCCUGGGUGUCUAGGAUUAGUGCCACUGUGCUGUCUUACAGUUCAGCCAUUUCAAACCACUGGUAGGAUUUUGUCACAUAUCCAGUAUCUGCCAGUGGUCCACCCCCGGGAGAGGUUUGUCUUGCCAUUGGACCUCUUUGUUUUCUGCAUACUGUAUCUGUUGAAUUUUCAGGCAUUUUUUUUAGCAGAUCAUCUUUGGGAGCCAUCUCCAUGAUGUACUUGUGGAUGCUCUGUGUUUCAUCCAGGACUGUGACCUUAAUAUUCAUCAGGCCCGACCUCCUUCCGGCUGGUGUACAGUCUCUAAAUGCUUGAUUUUGGGUAGACUCCUCCAGCCAGGGACUGAAAUGGAUUCCUAUGGACUCUAUUUGUGAAUGAUCAAGAAAUUUUCACAAUCUCAUUACUUUCCAUAGACCUUUUUUACUCUGACAUAUCACUCAUAACAAGUGUAGAAGAUCUUAUGACUCUUGGUGACUUCACCGUCUAGGAGCUGAAGACCAGCAUAUUGUGACAUAAGGAUGGAAAGUUUUAGGCACCAGUAACUGAACCAGGCUGUGAGAUAGUUGCAAUAGUCUUACCACUGACUUUUUACUUUGAACCCCCAAGUUAGCAUUCUACAAGCUAGGUGCUAAUUCUAUCUAACUUAACCUGCAGUAGAUAACCCCUAGUGCAUAGUUAAAACUUUUAGGUCUAUAAAUAAUAAUAGUAAUUAGUAGAGGUAUUAGAGAUUACUGAAUGUGAAAAUAAUAAAAUAGCUACAAAGUGAAAUCUUGAAACCCAUUCAAUCCAUAACCCAAAGUUGGAUUAUAAUUAUUUAAUGUGUGUUAUUGAAAGCAUGUGCAUUUUAGCUUGAGCUUGAGUAUUUUUUAUAUACAGACUAAUAUUAGAAGUAUCUAAUUAAGUGUGAGUAACAUUUUUCCACCAGUUCAAAGAUGAUUUAAUAACAGAUCUUUUAUUUUUAGUUGCUUUAAAAAGAGUUUAAUUUUCAGAAUCAGCAGGGGAAAUUAUUAUGAUGCAACAUCCAAGAGCAAAACAAAUAAAUGCUAAUAAAAAGAUUUCCUUCAUGUUAGCAAUCACAUACUGUUCUUGUGAGAAAGAUAGGCAUUGUACCUAUAAAUGGAAACUGUAUGAAUGCUUUGUAAUUGCUGCUAGAUUACCCCCAACUGAGUAGAUGUAAUCCCAUUUUCAAUUAAAAUGCUUAAACUGUUUCAGCCCUCUCUCUGUGUAUCAGUAAAAGGUAUAAAACAAUUAACAGCAUGGUGGCCAAUCACGAUGUGAUGUUUUGGUGUUUGUAGUCAUAACUGAACUGAAAAAAGAUCAUCAGUACUGGAAGAUUAUAUAAUUAAACAUCUGUUAUAAUGUAAAAGCCCAGAUAGAAAAUGAAUAAUAAAACUUUGUUGUGGCAUUGUGGUCAUUGCUAGGUACCACCUCUCCCACAUAUACUGACUUAAAGGGCUACUCCGGUCACCAUGAAUACUGGUUUUAGUGUUUCAGCCAGGUGACGUGCUUUGUUUGCCUGGGGAAGAAAUAGCAGCAGCAGGCCAGUGGAGGUAGUGUUAUGCUAUGGGAAAUGAUCUGCCGUUCGGGCAUUCAUGUAGAUGUUACUUUAACACAUACCACCUACAGGAUAUUGCUGCAUAACACAUACACCCUUCAUGGCAAUAGUGUACCAUGAUAGCAGUAGCCUUUUUUAGCAGGAUAAUGCAUUCUGCCACACUGUAAAAAUUGUUCAGGAAUGGAAACAUAACAAAGAGUUCAAGGUGUCGCCUUCUCCUCCAAAUUCCCCAGGUCUCAAUCCAAUUAAGCAUUUGUGGGUUGUGCUGGAACAACUUUUCCAGCUCUCUACUUUCUCUCAUGCAGAUAUACCCUUGUGGAAUAUUUCUGACUCAGUAUUUUAAGAUUUUUUAAAAUUAUUUAAUGUUAUUGAUUUUGAUGUGAAUAGAAGUUCAUACAUUUUUUAAUAUCAACUUCUAUAAGCAUAUUUUUUGACACAAAUGGACACUUUUCAAAUAUCAAUUGGAUACUAAAGCAUAACAACUCAGGAUACAUUUUUUGUUUUUUACAGUUAUAUACAUUUUUUGGCAGCUAUCCAAGUUUGCUGCUUUGGACUAUCAAUCAGGGUGUUAGUCUGCUAUACUAACAAGCCCAAUCUGAUUUAAAUUUAUUGUUUUUUACAAAUUCUCAUUGCCCCUUUUUUAUCUCCUUUUUUCUUUUCUUCUUUUCUCUAUGUUAAGACCUUCUCAUAUGAAUGUAAAUUAAAUUCAUAUUAACCUUGCUUAACCUUGCAAAGAAUAUCUUUGCAAGUUAGAGGCUUUUAUGAUACAUUGUAUUCUCUCCUUUGUUUUGGACUGAUCUGAUGUGCAAUUCACUAUUUGGACUUUCUGGAAUAGGACUAUUAUUAAGUUCUUUUGGUUUUCCAAUUUUUGUGAUUAUUUUAACAAUACAUGUGCUAAUAUCAUUGUUAAUAUAAGCUCCUGGAUACUCUUUUAAUUUAUUUAUUUGUAUAUGUGAAUAUGAUUUGAUGAGAUCCUGUCUUUCCAGUUUAAGAGCUUUAUCUAACUAAUUAUUUGUCUUAUAGCUUCUUAUCUAUUUUCUAAUAGCCAAAAUAGUUUUCUGACUAUUAGGAUUUAAUUUUAUUACAUGUACAGGCCUGUCUGAAGCUUGCCAAUAAACAUCUGAAUGAUUCAAAGGAGAACUGGGUGAAAGUGUUGUGGUCAAAUGGGACCAAAAUCAAGCUCUUUGGUAUCAACUCAAUUUGCCGUGUUUAAAGGAGGAGGAAUGCUGCCUAUUACACCAAGAACAUCAUCUCCAGCAUCAAACAUGGGGGUGAAAACAUUAUGCUUUGGGGGUGUUUUUCUGCUAAGGAGACAGGACAACUGCACUGCAUCAAAGGAUCAAUGGACGGGCCAUGUACCAUCAAAUCUUGCGUGAGAACCUCCUUCCCUCAGCCAGGGCAUUAAAAUGGGUCGUGGAUGGGUAUUCCAUCAUGUCAAUGGCCCAGAACACACAGUCAAGGCAACAAAAGAGCGGCUCAAGAAGAAGCACAUUAAGAUCUUGGAGUGGCCUAGCCAGUCUCCAGACCUUAAUUCCAUAGAAAAUCUGUGGAGCGAGCUGAAGGUUCAAGUUGACAAACAACAGCCUCAAAACCUUAAUGACUUGGAGAGGAUCUGCAAAGAGGAGUGAGAAAAAAAUCCCUCCUGAGAUGUGUGCAAACCUGGUGGCCACCUACAAGAAACAUCUGACCUAUGUGAUUGACAAGAAGGGUUUUGCUAAGUUUAAGGGGUCAAAUACUUAUUUCACUCUAAUAUAUAUAUAUAUAUAUAUAUAUAUAUAUAUAUAUAUAUGUAUAUAUCCAGCCAUCUUGGUGGUCAGGCCCCGCCCCCUCACUGUAACUUCUUUGACAUGCUUUUUCUGGAUUUUUUUUAUUUUUUAUUCUGUCUCUCACUGUUAAAAUACACCUACCAUUAAAAUUAUACACCCUGUUACAAAUUAUUAUGCAAAUUAUUUUUCUUAUUUACCUAAAUAAUUGAUGCAAAUAACAGUCAGCAUAAUUCUCAUGUUAUCAACUAUCAAGAGUACAAUUCACAUUUUAUUGAACAAACCUCCUAAUGAUAACAGUAUCAAAACACUUUAUAGGUUGUAAAGAACUGAAAAUUGUCAUUUGUUGUGUUUGCAGCAUAUUUACUGAAAUCAAAAGCUAUUUCAAUCAAACUUAUAACAACAUUUUAACUUUUUAAACAUUUUAACAGGCCAUGUUACAUUUUAACAUAGGACUCAUUAUUUGAUAGCAGCUUUACAAGUCUUGCAUCCAUUGAACUUGUGAGUUUUUGGACAGUUCUGCUUGAAUUUGUUUGCAAGAUGUCAGAAUAGCCUCCCAUAGCUGCUGUUUGGAUGUGAACUGCCUCCCACCAUCAUAGAUCUUUUGCUUGAGGAUGCUCCAAAGGUUCUCAAUAGGAUUGAGGUCAGGGGAGGAUGGAGGCCACACCAUGAUUUUCUCUCCUUUUAUCCCCAUAUCAGGCAUUGAUGCAGAGGUAUUCUUUGCAGCAUGAGAUGGUGCAUUGUCAUGCAUGAAGAUGAUUUUAUUACAGAAAGCAUAGUUUUUCCUUCUGUACCAGGGAAGAAAGUGGUUAGUCAGAAACUCCACAUACUUUGCAGAGGUCAUCUUUACACCUUCGGGGACCCUAAAGGGGCUGACCAGCUCUCUUGCCAUAAUUCCGGCCCAAAAUAUGACUCCACCACCGCCUUGCUGACAUAGCAGCCUUGUUGGAACAGGGUGGACGUCCACCAAACAUCCACUACUCCAACCAUCUGGACCAUCCAGGGUUGCACAGCACUCAUCAGUGAACAGGACUGUUUGAAAAUUAGCCUUCAUGUAUUUUUCUGCCCAAAGCAACCAUUUCUGCUUGUGAGCAUUGGUUAGUGGUGGCUGAAUAGAAGGUUUAUGCAAAGAUGCAAGACUCUGGAGGACUCUACACCUUGAUGUCCGUGGGACUCCAGAGGCACCAGCAGCUUUAAAUAUCUGUUUGCUAUUAUGUAAUGGUAUUUUAGCAGCUGCUCUCUUGAUCGGAUGCAUGAAUCUGGCAGAAAUCUUGCUCAAUGGGCCUUUAUCUGCACAAACCCGUCUGUGCUCGGAAUCAGCCACAAAUCUCUUAAUAGUGCGAUGAUCACAAUUACAUUUUUGUGAAAUAUCUAAUAUUUUCAUACCUCGUCCAAGGCAUUGAACUAUUUCACUCUUUUCAUCAGCAGAGAGAUCCUUUUUCUUCCCCAUACUGCAUGAAAAUGGUGCUCUGCUUAAUUGCGCUAUGCUUUCCUAUGGACGUCCAGCAUCUUCUCACUGUGAUUUUCACAGUGAGAAUCACGGAAGCCCCUUUUGCGGCUGUCAGUGAGAGAGGUACUAGAGGCUGGAUUAACCCUCAGUGAAACAUAGCAGUUAAAACUAGAGGGACCUGGCACCCAAACCACUUCAUUGAGCUGAAGUGAUCUGAGUGCCUAUAGUGAUCCUUUAAGUGUAUGUAUCUGCCUUAUCGAAGUCUCCCUGUGCUUUGUACAAACAAACAGGACUCAUACUCAAGGUUAGUAUUUACAUAUGUACAUAUACAUCAUUGCAAGAGACAAGCCCCAGUAGUUUAGAAAACUGGCUCCUAGGGUUAGGUGCUGGCCGUAGCUAUCAAAUUAAUACCUGGUCUACACCCCCACCUCAUCCACGGAGGUUCGGCCCACGACCAAAAUCAUAGUUAGCCACCUCGCUCGCCCAUCUUCUGGGCUAUAGCUAGGGCUUCCCAAGUCGAGGCCACACGUUUUGACUCUCUUUAUGGUCACCGAGAGGCCUACACCCCGCCACCACGUGCAUGUGGUCAAAAAAUCCCCUCGGGCCAAAUCAUAGGUAGAGCCUCUCCCCACCACUUGGCACUAGCAGGGCCUCACCUGUCACUUGGUCUAGGUAAAUUCUUUGCCUCGGCACUAGCUAGCAGGCCAGUUCUCCGGAGGUCUCACUUUCACCUCCUCUUCACUCUACUUAUUCAAAGCGUUUUUCCUUUUUUUUUCAGAUGUCACAAGAACCGAUCACCGAUCUACCAUCGGAUAACAUACCCAGCGCGCCACUCAGGCCUAGGUCUCCGGAUAAAUCCCUCACCCCUUUCACCCACACGUACAUGAGAUACUGGACCAUUCCAAAAAUCUCAGCGGAACUCAGAAGCAGGGGUAUCUCCUUUCCUGCCUCCGCCAGAAAGGCAGAACUGUACCGACUAAUGACCUCUCAGGCCAACGUUUCCAGGCCAGGCUGUAGUUCACAAAUCUUGCCAGCUCACACUUCAGAUUCCACACGAGACACCCUGGUAGCUAUACUCACCAACCUCCAAAUAAUCAAUCACAGACUAGUGAAACUUGAAUCCGCUAUAGCCUCUCCAGGUGCCUCGUUAGGCUUGGCAAACCUUCCCCUGAUGGUCUCAGCCAUAUCCACUCCUUAUGUUUCCCCUGUCCACCCUGUCCCAGGGUCCAUCAGAAUGGGCGUUCCCAAGGGUAAAAAUGUUAACACCAUGGCCCUACUGCUGACCUCCCAAACUAUGCUCACUUGCACGACAGACACUUAAACGUCUCACCAACCCCUCACCCCACACGCUAGUCAGGGUGGCGGGCGGAGAGAUGUGCCGGACAGGCCCAUUUCAUUUCUGGGCGGGUGUGUAUUGACUUUAAUGCAAGGGUAUGUAAUCUCACGACAUGCGGGGCACUGCACAUCUGCUCCAUAUGCUUCAGAGUCCACACCAAGUCCACUUGCCCAGCCCUUCUGUCACCUAAGAAACGCCUGACCGAGGUUAACAUUGACAUCCUAGAAUACUAUCUCCAGUCACAUCCAGCUAGGCACCUGGUAGAUUAUCUGGUGACGGGUUUUUCUCAGGGGUUUCACACCUUCUGUCUACUGAAAUCACAGCCGGCUUUAUGAUCAGCCCUUUUCUGUCUUCACCUUUCUCAUCUUGGCGUACCAAUCCCAUCGGUACAGCCAUUCAUGAAUACUCCAACAAAAAAUGUUUAACUAUCGAUCUCUCUGCACCUCAUUCUUCCUCCACUCCCAGUAUCAACUCCCUCAUUCUCGCCACUGUAAUGGCUGUAACUGUCAUUCUCACUACAAUAUGCUAAAAUUGAUGAUGCCAUGUAAGCCAUCUUAUUAGCGGGUAGUGGGGCUUGGUUAAGCAAAACAGAUAUAACCAACGCUUUCAAACUACUACCUAUUCACCCCUCACUAUAGCACUUACACGGUGUUAAAUGGAGGAACAGGUAUUUUUUCUCCACCUGGCUCACCUUUGGCUCUAGGAGCAGCCCCAAGUUAUUUGAUAUCUUCACAGAAACCCUCUGCUGGCUGCUCCUAAAUAUACUCAGGUGCCCCUCUGUCAUCCACUACCUAGAUGAUUUUCUAUUAAUAGAACCAGGUUCACAAUCCCCUCACUGCAUACAUUCCACCACAGCUUUUAUCUUGACACUCGGGGUCCCCUUGUCAUGAAGCAAAACAAUCGGUCCCUCCACCACGCUUGUUUUCUUCGGCAUAGUUCGCGACACCACUACCUUCCAAGCCAGUUUACCACCAGAUUAACUGUCCCACAUCAGGAACGAGAUUGUCCUGUUCCCGCGGAGUGUUACGUGCACUAGGAGGGGCCUCCAGUCCUUAUUUGGGUCCCUCAACUUUGCUAUGCGUAUCAUUCCACAGGGGACGUCUUUUGUCUCCAGGCUUCUCAAUUUGCUCCACGGUGUGCCCGACUCCUGCCCAGUCAUUUUGGAUGACCCGACAACGGCGAAUUUACACAUGUGGAGUAGGUUUCUUGCUGAUUGGAAUGGGAUCUCUUUGUUAAUUUUCCCACUUUCAGAGCAUUCACCUUCAAUUUACACAGACGCAGCGGCACACACAGGGUUCGCAGCCCUCUACGGCAAUCACUGGUUUAGGGACAACUGGCCCCCAGAGACGGAUGCCUUGCCGGCCUUUAGAGAAUCAUCUACUUUAUUUGAGAUCUACCCCAUCGUAGCGACCGCCCACACUUGGGGUCAUCUUUGGACUGGCAAGGCAGUUAGAUGCUUCUCUGACAACUCCGCAGCCUGCGACAUCAUUAACAAAGGUCAGUCCUCCUCUCUAACGAUUAUGAGGCUGAUUCGCAGGCUGACGUGGUUGGCAGCUACCUCUCAGUUCUUCCUAGUCUGUAUCCACACUCCUGGUGUCCACAACACAGCAGCUGACGCCCUUUCAUGCUCCCAAUUUAAUAUCUUCUUUCAGGCACUCCCCACGGCCCACCACUUCCCAUCUAGGAUUCCACCAUUCCACGAGCUAAUCUGGGACUAAGCACAUGCACCUCGCACAGGUACGCACACCUCACACAGGUUCAUGACUUUCCCUUCACGUACGCCAGGGCUUUGUGUAUUGCACCAUGUCACAAAAAGAAGUUUGCUUAGAUCCAAGACUUUCACUGUUAUAAUCAUGGUAAUUUUUUUUUCGCUAAACCAAGCUUCUUUCUUAAAACCUCCUAUGCUGUCACUCAGCUGUUACGUCUCCAAAGUCAAACACUUACAAUCAUUCCUCAAUCCAUCUCAUUACGUCUAAACCUUCCACUAAGCUUGAGCAUUGUGUCUCCUCCGCUGGUAUCUCUCUAGCAAGCACUACAGCAGCAGCUUCAAACACUUACACCCCAGUCUACAUCUCAAAGCGAUGGGGUCACAAGUAAACAUCAGCUCAGGUACUUACAUACCUCAACCAGAAUAAAGCUUUUUACAAGCUUUUGUUACUCAUGCUGUAUUAACUUGCAAUAAAGUGUGUUUUUCUUUGAAUCCUCUUUUGCCCUCUUUUUACAGGCCUACUCGUACGUUGGUUUCGGCACACCUCAACCAACUUUGCAUCCUCUUCUACAUUCUACAUUCCAUUACGUAUUAGAUAAAUUCUGAGCACAAGUUGGAAGGCCAUUUGGCCUGAAUUUGUGGGAGGAGUUAUGACUCUAUAUAAACCCUACCCCCCUACUUACCUUUGUCUUGCAAGCCGUUUGUCCCCACCCACCUACACCCAUCUAUAUUAACAAUUCACCUUUGUGGGCCCUCUUUUUACAGGCCUACUCGUACGUUGGUUUCAGCACACCUCAACCAACUUUGCUUCCUCUUCUACAUUCUACAUUCCAUUACGUAUUAGACACAUUCCGAGCACAAAUAUAUAUAUAUAUAUAUAUAUAUAUAUAUUGUAAAUAAUGUCUGUUAAAAAAAUGUCUGUUAUAUAAAUAUAUUUGGGCUAAUAUCUACAAAUCCAUUUUUUCACAAAAUCCAGUUGUCAUUUCAUUCUUGUGUUACCUGCAGGGAACACACUAUAUCCAGCAUCAGCUACUGUAAUUUUGACAAUUAUAAAGUACUUUAUAUAAAUUCCUGUUGCUAGAAUUCUAACUUCGUAAAAAAAGAAAAUGCAAAGAUGUAUUAAACUUCUUCUUCUUAUAUUUAUAAAUUAUUUCAGAGUGAAAUAAAAAUGUACACACUCUAAUAGGCAUACCUUGCUAAUGCACCUUCUAACUAGGCCAGCAAUUGCUGUUGUAUUUAAAGUGAUCAAAAGUAGAGAGCAAAAAUAUUACAGGUUGAUUGAUAUUGUUUCUCACAGCCCGGGGUGGACUGAGCACUUGGGCAAAUCAGUCAUGCACCGAGUCUCUAGGGGUCCUGCCCCUGUUGAGGUGCAGCAAUUUCUGAUCUGGGGAGUUCAGCAAGUUCCCCAGCGAGCCUGAACUCAGUAAGGGGCCCGCACAGCCUUCUGCGGGCCCCUACUGUUAGAAAUAUGCUGCGCCAUGCAGGGCACACUGAGGGACAGCUAAGGGGCCUUCCUAAAGACCCCUCUAAGCUCCCUCUCAGUGUGCCUGUCUCAGUGUAACACUACUCAGGGCAGCUACGGCUUGUUCUGCAGGAACGUGAUUAGGCACAGUGCAGAGUAAACUGUGCAGAGCUGCCCUGGGCAGUGUUACAAGCAACAUGUCUGAGAAACCUUCAGAAGAGAAUUUUGGCACCACCAGGGAGGUAAGAGUUGGAGAAGGGGGAUUUAUUUUUUUAAUCAUUUUAAAAAAAACUUUUAUACAUAUUUUAAUUUUAAUAAUCUCCCCCACUACUGCCCCAUCACAGCCCUUAUACCCUCAAACCCCCUAUAACUCCUCACACCAACUCCUAUCCUCCCAAGGCCUCUACACCCUCUGCAGCCCCUACCCCCUGCAGCCUCUACCCCCUGCUCUCCAUUAUCCUCCAGCUCUCCCCACCUUCUGCUCUCCCCCUGCAGCCCCUACCCCCUGCUCCACCUGCAGCCUCUACUCCCUGCUCCUUCUGCAACUCCAACCUCCCUGCUCCCCCUGCAACCUCUACCCCUUGCUCCCUCUGCAGUCCCAACCCCCUGCUCUUUCUGCAGCCCUUACCCCCUGCUCCUUCUGAAGCCCCUACCCCCUGAUCCCUAUGAAGCCCCUACUCCCAUGCUCCCUCUGCAGCCCCCAGCCCCCUGAAGCUCCUACCCCCCUGCUCCCACUACAGUUCCUACCCCGUUGCAGUCCCAUAUCCCCUUACAACUACAUACCAGCUUCCUUCCUCUGCAGUCCUUACCCUCUUGCUCCCUCUGCAGCCCCUACACCCUUGCUCCCUCUGCAGCCCCUACCCUCUGCAGCCCCUACCCCUUCUCCUUCUGCAGCCCCUAACCCCUGCUCCUUCUGCAGUCUCUACUCCCCUGCAGCCCCAACACCCUGCUCCUUCUGCAGCCCCAUCCCUGCUCUCUCUGCAGCUCCCUAUGCAGCCCCUAACCCCUUGAAGCCCCUACCCCUUGCUCCCACAGCAGCUCCUACCCCCUUGCAAGCCCAUAACCCUUGCUCCCUCUACAGUCCCUACUCCUUUGCUCCUUCUGUAGCUCCUACCCUCUUGCACCCUCUGCAGUUUCCACCCCCUUACUCCCUCUGCCGCCCCUUCCCACUUGCUCCCUCUGCAGCCCCUACCCCCUGCAUCUACUAAAGCACCACUUGUACAUCUGCACUCACAACAGCCCCUUCACUUACUAAAGCUCCUAUUUCCCCCUGCAAUCACAACAGCUCCUUUACCAUCUGCACCCACUACAGCCUCUAUUCCCCCCAGCACCCUUUACAACCCCUAUCCCCUAUCACCCUCUACAGUCCCUCCCCUCUGCAGCCCCUUUCCCCCUGCAAACUCUACAGCCUCUUCCUUCCGGCACCCUCUACAGUCCCUACCCCUUUGCAUGCACAAGCAUAAAGGAACACUAUAGUUACCAGAAGAACUAAAGCUUAAUGUAGUUGUUCUGGUGAGUAUAGCCUGCCCCUGUAGGGGUUUGCUGUAAACACCGCCUUUUCAGUUAAAAGACAGUGUUUACAUUGCUGCCUAGGAACACCUUGGUGCUUCCUGUGUCAGUGUUGCAAAAUGUGCAACACUGGCAUUCUGCAUCUCCACGCUUUGCAUGGAGAAGCACUGAUUCAAUGCAUCUGUAUGAGGAGAUGAUGAUUGGCACAGCGUAGCUUUUUGCCGCACAUGCAUAAUCGCCUUCCAGUGCUUUCCUAUGGUAAAACAUUGGAUUAGCUGAGUUAAUCUAAACUGGUGAACUCCGCCAAAGAGGCAGAGCAGGGGCUGUCCAACCAUGCAUUUGGUCAGUGCUGGAAAAAAGGUGAGUAAAUGACUUUUUUAAGGACCGGCCUAUAAACCUUUAGUGUCAGGAAUACACAUCUGUAUUCCCGACACUAGAGUGUUCCUUUAAGUUGUCUCGUAACACUUAACACUUGGUUUGUAAUUUAAGACGCAAAAUUUGGAGGCCUGUGUACUUCAUACAAACACACUGACACAAUUCACAAAUACCCCCUUAUACAUAUUGCCAUGCUACACAAACACACAUAAAACAAAUACAACCCUGUUUACCAUACCAAAUACAGCCAAAAACAUGUGUUCAGAUAUACUCUGAAUCCACAUAUCCUGACACUAUACACAAAGACAUACAUUUAUUUAAAUUUACAUGUAUUAUAUCCUGUAUAAAAAGGAAAUGAAGAAUGAACUGUACCUUCGUUUAGACAGCUGUUGUGGCUCUAUGUCGCAGGAACAGUUAGGUAGGUGCUCUGAGCCACCGCCAUCUUGGGCUGAGGGCCUUGCGUGUCCAGCACCCUUUAGUCAGCUCGGAGGUUGACUUGAGUUUGCUCCAGUGUGGACCGGGAUAAUUGUUAAGGCUUUUCUUAUGUAAAGCCCAUACUUUAAAAGACCUUAGCAGUACUGAUAUAGUAUACAGGAACUCUAAUCUUUAAAGGAACACUGUAGGCACCUAAACCACUUCAGCUCACUGAAGUGGUCUGGGUGCAAUGUCCCUUGUCCCUUAACUCAAUAGUGAUAUUAUAGUUUCUGAGAAACUGCAAUAAUUGCCAUUCAGGGUUAACUCCACCUCUAGUGGCUGUCUACUAGACAGCCACUAGAGGGACUUCCGCGUGCUUAGAUGACCUUUGGUCAUCUAAAUGAUGCUGGACGUCCUCACACUAUGCAUAAGGACUUCCAGCGUCACCGGAGUCACAAUAACAUGCGCAUUAGGUCUCACCCUCCAGCUGCCGUCAGUGGGGGAAGAUUGUGGGUGGAGCCUGAUCCAGUGACAAGGAACAUCAGCGCUCGGAUUUAGGUAAGUCAGUGCUACAUGAGGGGGGCUUGAGGGAGGGGGCUCUGUAAAAAUGUAUAGUGCCAGUAAAACGGCUUUGUUUUACUGGCACUAUGGAAUCCCUUAAAAACUGUACUCUUCUGGACAAAAUCAUAUUGUAUUCUAAUAGUUUCCCUUUUUUUUUAUAUCAUUUUUAGCAUAAUACAAAACGAGAACCUGCAAGGUCAGAGGGGGCUCUGUAGAAACGUAUAGUGCCAGGAAAACGGCUUUGUUUUACUGGCACUAUGGAAUCCCUUAAAAACUGUACUCUUCUGGACAAAAUCAUAUUGUAUUCAAAUAGUUUCCCUUUUUUUAUAUCGUUUUUAGCAUAAUACAAAACGAGAACCUGCAAGGUCAGAGGUAUUAGAGUGUUUAUCUUUUCUGAAAGUUACAACAUAGUCAUCAAGAUUAUGCUAUAUUUCAUAGAACACAGGUAUUGUAGAGACUCAUACAACAGGUUCUUGGAUGUAAACAUACACUGAAUAAAAUUAUAAACGCAACACUUUUGUUUUUGCCCCCAUUUUUCAUGAGCUGAACUCAAAGAUAUAAGACUUUUUCUAUGUACACAAAAUGCCUAUUUCUCUCCAAUAUAGUUCACAAAGCUGUCUAAAUCUGUGUUAGUGAGCACUUCUCUUGCCGAGAUAAUCAAUCCACCUCACAGAUGUGGAAUAUCAAGAUGCUGAUGAGACAGCAUGAUUAUUGCACAGGUGUGCCUUAGGCAAAAAGUGUUGUGUUUAUUAUUUUGCCCAUGUCAUAAAGGCAGUGUGCCCAAGAUAGUAUUUUAAUGUUGGUAUUGAUUAACAAAAUGGGGUAGUAGUUGCUACAGCUGAUGCAGGUCCUUGCCUGGUUUUGGAAUUAGUGUUAUUGUUUACCCAAGCACUGGAGUGGGAACGUGGAUCCCAUCAGAUAUGGUAUUUAAUAUUUUGAGCAUAUGUGGGCUUAAUGUUCGGACAAAGACUUUGAGGUACUUAUUAGUAUAGUCAUCUAGUCCUGGACUUUUCCCAUUAGGUGAUUGCUUAAUAUUAUUGAGGCAUUCGUCAGGCAUGAUGGGUACGUCCAGUAUGAGUUAGGAUUGUGUUUUGUAUGUCAGACUCAAGGUAUGAGUGGAGUCUGUGUUGGUCACUCUGGUCUGGUGUUAUUUUGCAUAGGUCUGAGUAGUAUGCAUGGAAGGCUUUCACUAUGGACUCAGCAUUGUGCAUUGUCUUACCUGUUUUAUCUCUGAUUUGUUUUCAGUAAAGGAAUGUUGGGGCUCAUGCGGGCAUGGCUCUGCACUUGUUGUCUUGGCAUAAUAUGAGUGUUUGGUCAUCAGAAUCUGCUUUUUGGCUAUAUGGUACAAGAGCUGCUUCAAAUGAGAUCUAGCCAUGAUAAGUAGGGAUGUGCAUGGGGAAAAUAUUCGGUUCUGCUUGGCAUUCUGAAUUUCGGGACUUCUGCACUUCAGAACUUCGGACUUUGGCACUUCGUUUCAGUUCAGCACUUUGGAACUUUGGCACUUCAACACUUCGGAACUUUGGCACUUCGGAACUUCGGGACUUUGGAUAUGUUCUCUUGCAGCACCUUAGUAGAUAACUCCCUAAUUCCCACGGUAUUAGGGAGCUAUCUACCAAAAGGCUGAAAGACCUAAAUUGGUCUUUCAGUUAAAUUUACUAAUACUAAGUAAAUUCUGCCCCUACUCGCUAUACCGUGAGUAGAGGCAUGUCUAGUAUACAGUGAUCCUGUGGCUGCUCACUGUUAAAAAAACCAAAGAAAACCCCCCAAGUGUCCCCCCUCCCAAGCCCCCACCCGUGCCCUGAGCUGCAGGUGGGGGUCCAAAAUUAGAAUAAGGGGGGGACCUAUUGUCCUCCCCCCGGCCCCCACCCCUGAGUUGUGGGUGGGGCCCAAAUACUAAUAUGAGGGGAGACGUAUUGUCCUCCCCCCCAGCCUCCACCACUGAGCGGCGGGUGGGGGCCCUAAAUACCAAUAUGGGGGGGACCUACUGUCCUCACCCCAGCCCCCGCCUGCUGAGCGGCAGAUGUGGGGCCCUAAAUACCAAUAUGGGUCCUCGUUCCCAGCCCCCACCCCUGAGUGGCAUGUGAGGGCCCUAAAUUAGAAUAAGGGGGGGACCUAUUGUCCUCCCCCCGGGCCCCCACCCCUGAGUGAUGGGUGGGGGCCCUAAAUUGGAAUGGGGGACCUAUUGUUCUCUCUCCCCAGCACCCUCCCCUGAGCGGCCCUAAACAAAAAUGUUCACCCCCCCAGGUGACUAGGGGUCCCAAAAUCCCUAAUCGCCCAUCUCCCCAAAAAAAUGAAUAAACCCCUCCCUACCCCCCUCAACCUAAAAAUAGUGAGGGAGGAACAAUAACUAAGUACCUGUAAAUAAAGAAAUAAAACUUACCAUUUGAUGUCUUCUUUUUUCUAAAAUCUUCUUUUGACAGCCCCAAAAAAGGCCACAUAAAAAACCAUAAUACCCAUCGCACUUUGAAAAAAAAAGAAAACAAAAAACAGAAUGCAAAAAAAACCCUGAAGAAAAAAAAACCCCUGAUGCUGAAAAAGUAAUCCAUAUUCACCCAUGGAGGGCACCGUGCAAACUGAGCUCCACAGGGCAGGGGAAGGCUUAUACAGCCUUGCCCCACCCUGCAAUUAGGCUCAGAGCUCUCUGAUUGGUUGGUUCUUUGGAAUUUUCCCAGUCUGUGUAAUUUGACUCAUAACAACCCUCUGAUUGGUUGAUUGAAACCAACCAAUCAGAGAGUUCUGAGUCAAAUUACACAGCGGUUGGUGGUUGUGGAUGUUCCUGUUUGGUGGCAGAGCUCUGAAAUAGUGCUAUCAUGCACUGUUACAGCUAGCCACUCUCCAAUAUAUUUUUUAAUUUAAUUUGCCUAUUUUAAGAAAAUGAUAGUUUGUCAAUUGAUAGAACCAAUGAGCCUAUUCUAAAAUAUGAAAGUUCCAUUUACUUAGAAUCAAAAAGAUUCUUUAUUUUACAGUAUACUCUUUAUCAGAAAAUGAGAUAGUGAAAAAGUCCUGCACAGUAUAAUAUUCAAUGAAGAUUCUUUUAUAAGCACUGCAUAGUCUAAUGCUUUUUAGAGAGUUAGUAGAAGGUUAACAUUUCAUUACUCUUUUUAUUGAUUUAGCUGUACUUUCUUCACCACAAUAAUCAACAUGUGACCUCUUCUUCCUGGGAAUUAGAUCUAGCACACUUGGUGAUAUUGACCUCCUAAUGAAAAUUAAUGAAUGCCUUUUUUCCUCUAAACCAAAAGAAUUUAGUAAUUUGUAAAGAAGAGAUUUAUUUCUCUUCUGUAGUAAUUAAACUGAAUGUCUUAAAGAAGAAUGUGAAGAAUUCUAAAAACUGCAAAAUUGUGAAUUAAAAAAAAAAAAUACAAAAUAAAAUUAGGAGCUAUUCAGCCUAAGGAGAUUUUUAGCAUAAUUAGUAUGAAUGAAUAUUUCCAAAAUUAAUAAAAUAUAAUUUGUAGAAAUAUAGCAUUUUUGACAGGUAAUUUUAAUUUGUUUACUGUUUGACCUUCAGCUGUCAGGGUAUAAACAUAUUCUAAUCAUAGACUUGUGUGCUUUUGUCUUUUUCUUGUCUUUUUCAUUUUUAACCCCUUAAGGACAGGCCUGUUUUUGCGAUGUUGUACAGAGCAGUUUUGACACUUUUGUGGUGUUUGUGUUUAGCUGUAAUUUUCCUCUUUCUCAUUUACAGUUCCCAUACUAGUUAUAUAUUGUUUUUUUCAGGACAAGAAGGGCUUUCUUUACAUACCAUUAUUUGUAUCAUAUAAUGAUACAAAUAAUAAAAAUAUGAAAUCCAUUUAUUUUUUACAAAUAAAUAAAAUAUGGUGAAAAAUGUAAAAAAAAACAUGUUUUUGGACUUUUACUUGAAAAAUCAUUUACUUAUCUACAAAAGCGAAUGAAAAAAACUGCUAAAUAGAUUCAAAAUUUUGUCCCGAGUUUAAAAACACCCAGUGUUUACGUGCUUUAUUGCUUUUUUUUGCAAGUUAUAGGCCUUUAAAUACAAGUAGGAAAUUGCUGUUUCAAUAUAUAUAUAUUUUAAAUUUAUCAAUAGUGACAUUGUAACACCGUUAUCUGUCAUAAAUCCCCGAAUCACACCUCACAUGUACAUAUUUUUUUAAAGUAGACAACCCAGUGUAUUCAAUAUGGGGUAUGUUCAGUCUUUUUAGUAGCCACCUAGUCACAAACACUGGCUAAAGUUAGCAUUUAUAUAUGUUUGUGUGUUAAAAAUGCAAAAAACGCUAACUUUGGCCAGUGUUUGUGACUAAGUGGCUACUAAAAAAGGCUGAACAUACGCCAUUUGCUAUACCUUGGGUUGUCUUCUUUUGCAAAUGGUAUGCCAUUAUGGGGCUAAUUCUCAUUCCUGGGCUACCAUACGCUCUCAAAGGCAACCUAACCAAUCUGACAAAUUUCAAUAAAAAAAAAAGUAAAAUCAAACCUUAUAUCUGACCCUGUAACUUUCACAAACACUAUAAAACCUCUACAUGUGGGGUACUGUUAUACUCAGGAGACUUAGUUGAACACAAAUAUUAGUGUAUCAGAACAGUAAAAUGUAUCACAGCAAUAAUAUCAUCAGUGAAAGUGCUGUUUGUGUGUGAAAAAUGCAAAAAACUUAACUUUCACUGACCAUAUCAUCGCUGUGAUAUGUUUUACUGUUUUGAAACACUAAUAUUUGUGUUCAGCGAAGUCUCCCGAGUAAAACAGUACCCCCAUGUACAGGCUUUAGGGUGUCAUAGAAAGUUACAGGGUUAAACACAGUGCUAGCAAAUUAAAUUCUCUGGACUUUCGGCCUGGGUUGUAAGGCAUGUCCCUCAAAUUGCAAUCAAUAAAAUUACUUAAAUAGGUAAAAAUAUUACAUAAAUAUGCACGUAGAAUUUUAAUAUAUAUACAUAUUUAUAUGAUUUAUGUAAUUAUGUAUAUGGACAGAUGUAUAUUUUGUAUUAUUUUUAUUUAUUUAUUUAUACAUAUAUAUAUAUAUAUGUAUAUAUAUAUAUAUAUAUAUAUCAUUACAUUCUAACUGUAUACAAAAUAUCUGUAUUUUGAUAUAUAUAUAUAUAUAUAUAUAUAUAUAUAUAAAUAUCAAAAUACUGUUUGAAUAAAAUUACAUAUAUAUAUAUAUAUAUAUAUUUUAAUUAUUAAAGUUAUUUUUACUUUUUUUAUUUAUUUUUAUUAACAUAUUAUUUAUAAUUUAUAAUAUAUAUAUACAAUAUAUAUAGUUAUUAUAUAUAUUGUAUAUAUAGUUAUUAUAUAUAUUGUGUAUAUAUAUAUGUGUGUAAUUUAAAUAUAAGUGUAUUUUUAUAUUAAUAUACGUAUAUAUAAAUAUAAAAAUACACUUAGUAUGGCAUUAUAUAUAUGAUAUAUACAUAUAUUAUAUAUAGAUAUAAUACAUGCAUAUAUAUAUCUUAUAUAUACAUAUAUAUUUUUUUUUUCCCCUAAUUACUUUAUUUAAAAACUUUAUUUGUGAUUUUCUACUUGCAGGGAGACUGCCUGUCAGCACAGACAGUCCCCCUGAAGGCAGAUACACAGGCACCCUUGCGGUCAUGUGAUCGAGCGAUCACGUGGCCGCGGGGUCCUGAUCUUCCGUGGGGAGACUGCCUGGGCAGACAGGCAGUUCCCCUGGACCGGGAGGAGCACUGUUUACCACUGGGGGACUGACGGCGAUCAGGUAAGUACCCCCAGAUCGUUGUGACAGUUCAGGACCGUCAUCAGUCCUCAAGGGGAUGUUUCCGAUGACGGUCCUGAACUGUCAUCGGUCGUCAAUGGAUUAAAUAUAUGAAAUAAAAAAAAUGAAAACCAAUUGCAUUAGCAAAUAUUUAAUAGACACAAAAUAUAUUUUUAAAGGGACACUAUAGUCACCAGAACAACUACAGCUUAUUGAAUUUGUUCUGAUGAGUAGAAUCAUUAUCUUCAGGCUUUUUGCUGUAAACACUGUAAUUUCAGAGAAAUUACAGCCUAGUGAUAACUUCACUGGCCACUCCUCAGAUAGCUGUUAGAGAUCCUUCCUGGGUCAUAGCUGCCUAAAAUGCAUCCACAUAUUCAGUAUCUCCUCCCUCUGCACGACAGACACUGAACUUUUCUCAUAGAGAUUCAUUGAUUCAAUUCAUCUCCAUGAGGAGAUGCUGAUUGGCCAGGGCUGUGUUUGAAUUGUGCUGGCUCUGCCCCUGAUCUGCCUCCUUGUCAGUCUCAGCCAAUCCUAUGGGGAAGCAUUGUGAUUGGAUCAGGCCACCACUUCUGAUUAUGUCAGAGGUCAGAGGAAGUUCACAGGAAGAGGCAGCAGACUUGAAUACAAAUAAUAUUUUACUAUCUUUAGGGAGGCAAAGGGGACCAAGGGGGCUAGAUAGUGGUUUUAACACUAUAGGGUCAGGAAAACAUGUUUGUGUUCCUGACCCUAUAGUGCUCCUUUAAGGUAUUUUUUAUUCUAAUUCUAGUAAUGAUUUUUAUUUGUAUAUCAGAGAACAUAUGAAAUCAAGUGUAGACCCUGUUUAAAACAACAUAGAUUUGGAUUGAAUCCUAGAGGGUUAUUCACUAAGGUAUUAAUUUAAAGCAAGUUUCAAAUGUAAGGCCAAAAGUAGCAAAACUGGAAGCCAUGCUGAAAUAAGCAUUUUUUUUCAUUGUGGCUAUUUUGACACUAUAUAUUUUAAAUUCACUCAAUUUGGGUAUCACCCUACCAGUGAAGUAAUAACAGGAAUGCAUUUAUCAUUUGCAUUUAUGUAGCACCAACAUACUUUGCAUGUCUUUACAACUGUAGAAAGGGGAUGCAUAGAUGUGAAAAGGUCCAUGCCCAAACCAGUUUACAAUCUAUGAGCAUUUGAGGGAGGGAGAUAUAUCAUUAAGUGCCAUGCCCACAGACAUUUACUGGUAAGGUGGUCUCAUCAGGAUUUAAACCGAGUUAUAAGGCAGAGUUGAUACCAUUGCUACAACCAGCUAAAAUAAAACAUGCACAUAUGUUGAUACCCAAGGGAGAGACAUAUGUACCUUCUCCCAUUGCAUCUCUAAUUUAAGGUAGGUGCCAUGCACAGUGAGCUUGUUAACUAAUAUGUGUGGGAUGACUCAUUUAAGUACUUUAACAGUCAAUUUGUCUAUUAUAGGGAAUGUGUUAUGUGUCAGUUCACAGAAACCGAUUUGCAAUUUAGAUUAUUUCCUUUGAGGCCAGGCACACAACUGGCAUGUACAAGAGUACAAGCUUGAUGUGGGCUCCUGGCAGAUGAAGUACCAGGAUCCGAAUAGGAAAUGGCAGGAGCUGUGAGGGACAGGCUCAAGUAAGUAAAACUCACCCUCCACUUCACUACAUCACCACCAGACACAAAGCCAUAGGCGUGCGCAGCCUAUUGCAUUAGGGUGUGCACACUAAAGCACAAACACACGCCACAUGUAUAUACACACACAGAUAUAUAUAUAUACACACACACACACACAUACACUGCUGUGUGUGCUGUUAGUGUGCUGUGUGAGGGUGCUGUGUGUGCUGUUAGUGUGAUGUGUGUGAGGGUGCUGUUAGUGUGAUGUGAGGGUGUUUGUGUGUGUGUGUUUGUGACUGUGCUGUUUGUGUGUGAGGGUGUGUGUUUGUCCUGUGAGGGUGCUGUUAGUGUGCUGUGUGUGAGGGUGUUGUGUUUUUUUAAAGGUGCUGUGUGUGUUUGUGAGGGUGCGGUUAGUGUACUGUGUGUAGGUGCUGUAUGUGUGUUUGUGUGUGCUGUAUGUUUGGAGGGAUUGUGGAGGUGGGGGCAGAUUAGUAAAUCCUUGCUGCCAUGUGCCAUCCCUGGUGGUCCAGUGGAGAGUGAACUCUAGCCUGCGGGGCUAGAGUUAACUCUCGCGAGAUCUGAGCGUUGCCGCAGCAACGCUCAGAUAUCGCGAGAGGAACCUGGCGGAGCUUCUGUCUAGAGCUCCCUGGGUCCUCUCCUGCCUCCCUCCAUGCUGCUGUGGGCCGGUGAGGUAGAUCUUUGGUCUCCCCGCCGGCCCAUGGAGGCUUAGAGCAGAGCCGGCACUCAGAUAGCGCCGGCUCUGCGUGAGCCGACAGGGGAGAUCUCCCCUGCCAGCAGGGUACAAGUCCUGUGGAAUAAUGUGUGGGAACUCUCCCAAGAUUCCCACCCCCCCAAAAAAAAUAAUAUACACAAAAAUAUAUAUAUAUGCAUACACACACUCACAGACACAUUCAGACACACACAUACACUCACAGACACACACUCAUACAUUCACAGACCCACACACAUUCACACACUCAUACACUCACAGACACACACACAUUCACAGACACACACACAUACACUCACAGACACACACUCACAGACACACACAUACAGACACACACAUACACUCACAGGCACACACACAUACAGACACACACACAUUCACAGACACACACACACACACACACACACACACAAAUUAUUAUAUUUUAAUAAUAAAAUGUCCACCCAGCCUCCCUACCUGGAGUGCUGGUGUGGACUUGUCCCUGGGGUCCAGUGGGGCGAGCGCCUCUCUCCAUCUCAGCCUCGGCGAGGGAGCUGUCUGCUCUCUGCUUCCUCUCGCAGCGCGGGCUGUCUACAGUAGCUGGGAGCCGGAAUAUGACGUCAUAUUCCGGUUCCCGGCAGCAGCAAACAGCACGCGGCGUGAUGAAGCAGAGAGCAGACAGCUCCCUCGCCGCGGCUGAGAUGGAGAGAGUAGGGGCUUCUGGGUGCCUAGAGUGGUCCUUUAAAUCAGCAAAAAGGUUAGAUGGGAGCUGUAAUCAUCCUAGACUUACUACAGUUAUCACUACACUCCAUUUUGUACCUAUUUCGGAACCAGAUUGAAAACUUGAGAUGAGUGCAUAGUGUAAAAAAACUAUGACAUGUAAAUAAACCAUGUGCUUACUAGGGGACAUGAUCAAGCUCUGAGUAAAUUGACAUUUUCCUUGCUGGAGCCAGCUGGAGAACAAAAGAUACAAUUCAAUACUAGCAAAGUGAAUGACUAAGAGUUUCUGUUAAUUUAUCCUUUUUAUCUUUAACUGUUUAUUGAUGUAACUAAUUUGUUUAUUAUCUAUUUUUAUUUAUUCAUUAUGACUAAUUUUGUUCAUAACAAAUAUUCAUUUAUUAAGUUUGGCCUUUGUCUGGUAAAGAAUUCUCAAUUUUUGAUUGCAUGGAUAUUUUACUAGCUUAUGUUUGUGGGAUUUUUUUUUUCUUGAUUUGCUUGGAGCAACCUGAGGGACUCCAAUUACAAGCUGCCUUGGCGGUGACAACUUUUGAUACUAGACUUGAGUUUUUGUGGUGUUAAGUAGGUUUUGUUUUUAAUAAUUAUUUUUGAUCAAGUGUGGACAAAUAGUGAUUUUUGACCCAUUCACCCUAGAAACAGGUCAUGGUCAUGUUGAAAUAGUGGGGACAGUGACAAAUUGUGAAUUCAUGUUUAAAUAUCUAAAGCACAAAAUUACAUUUUCAUUCCCUUAUAUGUUUUAAAUAAGGAAUUGUGUCUGAAAUUAGGAGAAUACUAAAUAAGAACCAUAUGGGGAGGUUAAUAAAAAGUUAAAGAAAAAAAGGCAUACAGUGUUCAAAUAUUGUUUUCACUAUUUAAAAAUCAUAAUGAUUGACUCAUUUAUGCAUUCUAAGCAGUGUAUAUCUGUCAUAGUGUAAUAUAGUAUUAAACAUGUUUCUUAAAUUUGAAGUAUACAUAGGAAGGUAGCAGGCUGCCAAGGUUUCCAGGAUUACACAAUCCUUUUCUUCAUCUUUCACAUCAACUGUAGCAUGUGUUGCAUUACAACACCCUCUCUAAUCCUGCCAAUGCAGUCUGAUUGGAUCAUUCCUUAUGAGGGAAGACAAGCUUCAAUUAAGUUUAAUGACUUUACAUCACAUAAACCUAAAGUAAUGCUGGUGCUUAUAAUAGUCCUUUAAAUUUUAUAUUGACUUUGAAUUGACAUUCAAUUCCCAACUGUUCUUACUUUUGUAAAUAACCAUGUGGGUUUUAACUUCUAAAACACCAACUUCAGCCUAUGCUUUCCUAAUAAACUGUUAUAUUGGAUAGCAAACCAGAUUACAACCUGUGGAGCUUAAUUGAAUUGCCAAAGCCCAAAAGCUAUGGAGUCCAUGCUUGCAUAAGUGUUUUCAUACUAGAUUAUAAUAGAUGCAUUUUAAGAAACUGGUAAACUAAGAUGAUAUAUAAACAAUUAGUUCAAUAGAUAUAAUAAACAGUAUAUCAUUUGAUUAUUUCAGAUAACAAAGAUUUUGAUGCAUAUUUGUCGUAUACAAAAGUGGACCCUGAUCAGUGGAACCAAGAGACAGGAGAAGAAGAGAGAUUUGCACUGGAAAUUUUACCUGAUAUGCUUGAAAAACACUAUGGAUACAAACUGUUUAUACCUGACAGAGAUCUAAUUCCUACAGGAAGUAAGUACACCCUUCAUUCAGACAUUUUUUUCCUCCCAAGUGAUACUGGUAUUUGUCUAUAUGUGGGUUGUGUGCUAGUUCUACUACUUUUGUAAGAACCCGGCUCUGUGUGUAUUCCUUACUGACACAGGCUAGGAACAUGUUGAUAAGCAAAACUAGUCUUUAUUAUAACUAGGCUUAGGCUUCACAAAGAUCUGGUGUGCUAGUCUAAAUGUUGCCAGUAUGCAAAAAGCAAUAUUCCCCCAAAAAAUGUAAUAAUGAUUUAUUAGCACAAGUCUUAAUUGUGGAAAAAUAGCAAAAGUUAGGCAAAAUAGCUUAUCUGCAAAUCAUAAAUUGGCUAUUUUUUAUUAGAUUUUGCCAUUAUGUUUUAAAUCAAAGUUUGGCAAAAAAAAAAGUGCUAAGUGAAUUUUUAACUAGAAAAAUAGAGUUUAACCCCUUAAGGACACAUGACAUGUGUGACAUGUCAUGAUUCCCUUUUAUUCCAGAAGUGUGGUCCUUAAGGGGUUAAAGGGACACUAUAGUCACCAAAACAACUUUCACUUAAUUAAGCAGUUUUAAUGUAUAGAUUAUGCCUCUGAAGUUUCACUGCUUAAUUGAAUUCAAUUUAGAAGUUAAAUCACUUUUGUUUCUGUUUAGGCAGCCCUAGCCACACCUCCUCUGGCUGUGACUGACACAGCCUGCAUGAAAACAAAAUGGUCUCAUCUUCAGUAAGAUCUAACCUACUUUAAAGGUUUUUAUCUCCUGCUCAGUUAAUUACACACAGGAAAAAAGUAUAGAACAGUGUACAUAAGGCGAUUAACAGUGAUAUUAAUGAUUUUGAUUGUCAUACCAGAGGCUAUUGCACACUCAGUGGAUAUCGCAAAAAAUCCACUAAAACAAAAGGUAUAGACAGAGAACGAACUUGGCAUUUGGGUGAUAAACCCCACCUCCCAGCACACAGAGUCUAAAAAGUGCAGCACUUUAAAUGUGUUUACACUUACAUAUAGGGGAUUUUUCCACAUGCAAGGAAUAGAAAAAUAUAAAAUAGUGUAAUAUAUUAAUUUACAGGUGUAUAUUAAAGGUGAGUAUAUAUCGAUACACUCACAUUUUUAGAGCAUUUUUCGAUAUCAGCUCUAAACAAAAGGAGAGUAUGGACCUUUUAGGUGGCACCAGGGAACCUUCUUCUGUAUUUUUUCUCCCAGCAGCAAUAUGGAGAUAAAGCAGAAAGAAGAAAGCAAUCUCGGUGUGGCUAUUUCAACAAUUAAUAUAUAUUAAUAUAAAAUUGUCUGCUCACCUUGCUUGGAGCCUGUUAGAUAACUGGCUCCAACACUUUCACUUAGUGUCAAAUUAUAUUUAUACUUGUAUUUUCAAUUUGUUUUUAUUUUGUUUUAUUUGUAAUAAAUUUAUACUUUUUAACUUAAAAGUCCCCCUUUUUACCUACAUCUUGAACUUCCGGUUCCAACAGGGAAGUGUCACCCUAGGAAUUUGACAUUAAGUGAAAAUUUUGGAGCCAGUUAUCUUACUCUUUUAAGAGAAUUAAACACGCAAAUAUGAUUUUUGGCACACACAGUAAGUGUGAGAACAAUAGAUAAAAUAAUCAUCAACGUGUAUUCACUAAGAACUGAAUGAUAGUGAACGGAAUACUAAAUUGAGAAAAAUAAGUAAAAAUAGCCUAGUUGGAAAAGAAGCUGAAUUAGAAAAUAUAUACAGCAGCUAUUUGCACCCAAAAAUUACAAUGUUGAAUUUCUGUUCACUAUCAUUCAGUGUUAAGUGAAUAGAAUCUUAACUUUAAAUCUUAUUUAUAUCUACAAUCUGCUCCAUAUGGAACAUUUCCUCUGAAACACUGUCUCAAAUAUUUGAAUCCCGUGGGCACUUUUUACGCCCAUAUUGCUAUAAAAACGUGACUUUGUCCCCAAAUGUACCGUCAAAUAUGUAGUCAUAUGUCAUCCUUCAUAUUGCUCCAUGUAUAUUGUUCUAUAUGUAUUCAGAUUGUUCCAAAACAUAUAGAACCAAUCUAUUGCCUGAUUUGUGUCACAUUGAAAUUGACUCGUUGUCAAUACACUAAAGUGCCUCCAAGAUAUUCAUUUCGUCUGGACAAAAUGUGACAGUUUGACAAAAAAAAAAAAAGUUUCUGUAAUUAUUUACAUUAUAAAUUAAAGUCUAAACUGUCCUGCAGCUGCAUUUUUCAGCUGUUUAGCAGAUAACUCCCUUAAUCAACACUCUUGUGACAUUGCCAUAUUUAAAGGUGACAAAUUAGGGAACUGGUCAGUAGAUAGCACCUGUUUGGUAUCCUUAUGGCAAUCACACAAGGAUUAAGUAGCUAUCUACUAUGAAGAUGAAAGACCACAAUUACAAAAAGUCCUAAUCUUUUGUCUUCCAAACAACUUUACUAAUAUUGAGUAAAAAUACUUAGUAUUAAUAAAUAAGGGUGGUUAAAUCCUCUCUCCUACACCUACCAGCCCAGACUCAUGUAGUGGCAUGUAUACAAAACAUGUCUACUCAUAGGAAAAGUCUAGUGACUGGGCAGCUAUUGUUUCCCCAGUUGCUAUUCCAAUAAAGGUAGACCUGACCCAUGAUGGGGCACCAAGUAAAUAAAUUAACUAGGGGUAGUUACCCCACCGAUAGCCACAGGUGGGGGCUAUUGAAUAAAAUGAAUGGGGGGCUUAGUGUUCCCUCCUGUCCCCACAGAUUGUUGGCAGAAGGGGACUCUAACAUUAAUAAUGGUGACACAGUGUCUCCACAGCCAUAUACCUAUGGACAAUAGGUCCAACCUCCAACUUUUUUACUUGGGGUCCCACCCACCACCACUAUGCUCCCCCUCACCCCCAGUUAAUUGAUGUAUUAAGUCCCCACAACGGAGGUAUGGGGGUGCUGCAAGUGUUCUGUCCGAAUCUCUCUGAGACCUGAAGACAGAUAAAUAAUCUAAUGUAUUGCUUUGCAGUAACAUAGACCCCAGAUAGCAAUUUUCCUGGAAAAAAAAAUAUCCACCAUUAUUUAAAACAAUAAAAAAAAUCUGAAGGAAUUAUAUUUGUUUUGUUUUCAGGCCUUGAUGUCUUUAAAAAUACCAUGUUUACUGUUAAAUAGUUGAGGAGUUGAUGAGUUGGUUACCAAGUAAUUAGUUUAAUGCAGAUGUAAGUUAUGGUCUAUAAAUUAAUUGGAAUCAUAUUUUCUUAUUUUUUUCUUAUUACAGCAUACAUUGAAGAUGUUGCAAGAUGUGUGGAUCAAAGUAAACGAUUAAUCAUUGUUAUGACUCCCACUUAUGUCGUAAGGAGAGGUUGGAGUAUAUUUGAGUUAGAGACCAGGCUGAGAAAUAUGCUGAUCACUGGAGAAAUUAAAGUGAUACUAAUAGAAUGCAGUGAAUUACGUGGGAUUAUGAAUUACCAAGAAGUGGAGAUGCUGAAACACACUAUCAAGCUAUUAACCGUAAUCAAGUGGCAUGGGCCUAAAUGCAACAAGUUGAAUUCAAAUUUCUGGAAACGUUUACAGUAUGAAAUGCCUUUUAAGCGAAUAGAACCCAUCACACAUGAGCAAGUUUUAGAUGUCAGUGAACAGGGACCUUUUGGGGAACUGCAGACGGUUUCAGCAAUUUCAAUGGCUGCUGCCACUUCCACUGCCCUGGCUACUGCCCAUCCCGACAUCCGCUCUACCUUUCAUAACACUUACCAUACACAAAUGCGACAGAAACACUAUUAUAGAAGCUAUGAAUAUGACGUACCUCCUACUGGCACCCUGCCUCUUACCUCAAUAGGUAACCAGCAUACCUACUGCAACAUACCUAUGACACUAAUUAAUGGACAGCGGCCACAGACAAAAGCAAACAGGGAGCAGCAUCCAGAUGAGGCUCAUACAAACAGUGCUAUUUUGCCGCUUUUGCCAAGAGAGACCAGUAUUUCUAGUGUCAUCUGGUGA
Molecule: messenger RNA, 70165 nt
Organism: Pelobates cultripes (western spadefoot toad)
Lineage: Eukaryota; Metazoa; Chordata; Amphibia; Anura; Pelobatidae
Source: the annotation of a GenBank genome assembly